AUGGCCGAACGUCGCGGAAGGCCACCUAGAUUGCCACCGCCCCCAGAUUCGCAGUCAGAAAGGCCAACAUGGACCGUAACGCGAAGAGAGCGAACGGAACUUUCGCCAUUACGGUCAACUUCUCCAUUUCAAUCAAGAACGGUGACGACCACUGAACGGGUUCAGAUAUUACAAAUGCCUAUUACGCUCACAGACGAGCAAAUAGCUCCAGCUCGUCUACUAGCGCUUUCACCACACGGGAACACCAGCCAGUCAAUGUCGUCUACGGUGACAACAAUGCAGGCUGAAGGAACACCUUUGAUUUCCGGUGUCACAGCAGAUGGUACACCGCUUUUCAACGGGAUCUUAGUAUGCCCGGAGGCGAGACAUACUACAACUAUAAUUACCACGACAACCACCACCUACAGAAUGAUAGAAGUUAGCGAUAGCGAUUCCUUAUCGGACGAUUUUGAAAUAGUUGACGAUAACACGUUGACGGUAGAUGUACCCCUUGUUCCUUCUCCAACAACUUCUCCUCAGUACAUGAUAGUUGGAAAGACCGAAUCGGAAGUUCCUCUAUCUCCUGUCACCAGGUCGAGAAUGCAUAUUGAUCUCGACUUCCCUUCAAGGGCAAUAGUCGCAGGUACAGAAACGGAGGAGAAGACUGUAACUGAAACAGUGACAGUAGAGAAACAUAGAGAAGUUCUACCAGAAGAGUCACUACUUGAGAGAACUAUGGUGUACUAUCCGCAUGAUCAGAUCGCUUCCACGAGUGAUAGUGAAGCUACAACAAAUAUACAGAGCAGUAUCGAGCUCAAAACAAUUAGCACAUCUUCAGAAGAUGAAGACAUUGUUAUCGUUGGCACUGACAUGGUGGAAUUGAUUUCGAGUGGAAGUUCGUUUAGCGGGGAAAGAAUGGGAAAAUUACAGAAGAGCACACCACAGACUGAGUCCUUUGAAGAACAGAGGUCGCCCCUGAGCGAGCUGCCCGAAGAUUUCGAAAGGUUGGAAGAUACAUCUACGCCGACAAAAUUCUACGGGUUCCCCUCAACCGCUGCCUAUGAUGGCCCAAUGGAAAUCACGUCUCCUACUGAAGAUAUUAGAGGAGAACCUAUAAUACACCAUGUCAGCGUAUACCAUAGUGGGCGAUCCGACGAGCCACUAAUAAAAGAAGAAAAAACGAGCGAUACUACGGCUGAUAUUGCCAGAGCGCUUGGUGAUAAAAUAAUGCAUUUGUUUGCAAAACAAUCCUUCCCGUAUGAUUAUUUAUCCUUGGAACAAUAUAAAGGCCCCUUGGAAGCUACCAGUCGAAAAGAGGAUAUCGAGCCUCAACCUAUACAAAAUGUUGUCUCUCUAUAUCAUGAAGGAAGAUCAGAUAUCAAACAAGAGCCAACCGCAGCUUCACAAGGAGAAACCAUAUUGCAUGUCAAAGAUAUCUACUACGAUGAGCCAUCUAUUUUGGUUCCCGAGAGCAGAUCGGAAACCAGUUUUACUUACUCAGAUAAGGAAGGAUUUUCUGGUGUUGGCCAAGCUAAAGCAGAGUUUGAAGCAAUGCCAGCUCAAAAACACGAUGAAGAGAAGCGGCGGUCUUACUACGACGAUGGCGCUAAACCAUCUAUCACUGAUGAAAGUGUCAGCGAAACAACCAGAGAAAAGCAUUUCAUCUCUCAUGAUGAAAAACCGCUCUUAAGUGGGCUGAGUGCUGAAAAGGUUGAACAAGAGCCAGCAGCACACAGCGUAGAUUUUUACCACAACGGACACCCCGACAAGCCCCAAGCAUAUGAGAUUAUUGAGAAUGAAACAGUAUUAAACGUUAAAGACGUUUACUUUGACUAUCCUACUAUGGCAGCCUACGAAGGACCACUGGAGAGCACAACUCGCGUGACAGACAUCGAAGGUGAGCCUCUCACCUAUCAUGUGAGCGUGUACCACAGUGGCAGAUCUGACGAACCGGCACCUAAACCAGAGAAACCCGAAGAAGAGCCACUCGACAUCGCUGAAGCAGCCAAGGCUCUCGGUGGAAAGAUCAGUGGCUUCUUCAAGAAGGGUCCUGCUCAUCUCGACUAUCCCGUAUCGGAAGUCUACGAGGGACCACUUGACAGCACGAAUCGCGUCACUGACAUUGAAGGUGAACCACUCACCCACCAUGUCACAGUCUACCACAGCGGAAGAUCUGAUGAGCCAGUGCCGAAGCCAGAAGAAGAGCCCAGAAUUGACAUCGCUGAUGCUGCCAAGACCUUCGGUGACAAGAUCACUGGACUGUUCAAGAGAAGACCAACUAUUCCUGACUAUCCAAUAUCAGAACCGUACGAAGGUCCACUGGAAGCUACGAACAAACGAGAAGAUAUCGAAUCUCAGCCAAUUCACAAUAUCGUCACUGUGUAUCACAGUGGCCGAUCCGAUAUUCCUCAAGAGCCAGUCGCACCACCACCAGCUCCAGUCGAAGUUAUUGCAGUUGUUCCUGCAAGAGACAUGUACUACGACUAUCCUACUACGGCAGCCUACGAAGGACCACUGGAGAGCACAACUCGCGUGACAGACAUCGAAGGUGAGCCUCUCACCUAUCAUGUGAGCGUGUACCACAGUGGCAGAUCUGACGAACCGGCACCUAAACCAGAGAAACCCGAAGAAGAGCCACUCGACAUCGCUGAAGCAGCCAAGGCUCUCGGUGGAAAGAUCAGUGGCUUCUUCAAGAAGGGUCCUGCUCAUCUCGACUACCCCGUAUCGGAAGUCUACGAAGGACCACUUGACAGCACGAAUCGCGUCACUGACAUUGAAGGUGAACCACUCACCCACCAUGUCACAGUCUACCACAGCGGAAGAUCUGAUGAGCCGGUGCCGAAGCCAGAAGAAGAGCCCAGAAUUGACAUCGCUGAUGCUGCCAAGACCUUCGGUGACAAGAUCACUGGACUGUUCAAGAGAAGACCAACUAUUCCUGACUAUCCAAUAUCAGAACCGUACGAAGGUCCACUGGAAGCUACGAACAAACGAGAAGAUAUCGAAUCUCAGCCAAUUCACAAUAUCGUCACUGUGUAUCACAGUGGCCGAUCCGAUAUUCCUCAAGAGCCAGUCGCACCACCACCAGCUCCAGUCGAAGUUAUUGCAGUUGUUCCUGCAAGAGACAUGUACUACGACUAUCCUACUACGGCAGCCUACGAAGGACCACUGGAGAGCACAACUCGCGUGACAGACAUCGAAGGUGAGCCUCUCACCUAUCAUGUGAGCGUGUACCACAGUGGCAGAUCUGACGAACCGGCACCUAAACCAGAGAAACCCGAAGAAGCACUCGACAUCGCUGAAGCAGCCAAGGCUCUCGGUGGAAAGAUCAGUGGCUUCUUCAAGAAGGGUCCUGCUCAUCUCGACUAUCCCGUAUCGGAAGUCUACGAGGGACCACUUGACAGCACGAAUCGCGUCACUGACAUUGAAGGUGAACCACUCACCCACCAUGUCACAGUCUACCACAGCGGAAGAUCUGAUGAGCCAGUGCCGAAGCCAGAAGAAGAGCCCAGAAUUGACAUCGCUGAUGCUGCCAAGACCUUCGGUGACAAGAUCACUGGACUGUUCAAGAGAAGACCAACUAUUCCUGACUAUCCAAUAUCAGAACCGUACGAAGGUCCACUGGAAGCUACGAACAAACGAGAAGAUAUCGAAUCUCAGCCAAUUCACAAUAUCGUCACUGUGUAUCACAGUGGCCGAUCCGAUAUUCCUCAAGAGCCAGUCGCACCACCACCAGCUCCAGUCGAAGUUAUUGCAGUUGUUCCUGCAAGAGACAUGUACUACGACUAUCCUACUACGGCAGCCUACGAAGGACCACUGGAGAGCACAACUCGCGUGACAGACAUCGAAGGUGAGCCUCUCACCUAUCAUGUGAGCGUGUACCACAGUGGCAGAUCUGAUGAACCGGCACCUAAACCAGAGAAACCCGAAGAAGAGCCACUCGACAUCGCUGAAGUAGCCAAGACUCUCGGUGGAAAGAUCAGUGGCUUCUUCAAGGAGGGUCCCGCUCAUCUCGACUAUCCCGUAUCGGAAGUCUACGAGGGACCACUUGACAGCACGAAUCGCGUCACUGACAUUGAAGGUGAACCACUCACCCACCAUGUCACAGUCUACCACAGCGGAAGAUCUGAUGAGCCAGUGCCGAAGCCAGAAGAAGAGCCCAGAAUUGACAUCGCUGAUGCUGCCAAGACCUUCGGUGACAAGAUCACUGGACUGUUCAAGAGAAGACCAACUAUUCCUGACUAUCCAAUAUCAGAACCGUACGAAGGUCCACUGGAAGCUACGAACAAACGAGAAGAUAUCGAAUCUCAGCCAAUUCACAAUAUCGUCACUGUGUAUCACAGUGGCCGAUCCGAUAUUCCUCAAGAGCCAGUCGCACCACCACCAGCUCCAGUCGAAGUUAUUGCAGUUGUUCCUGCAAGAGACAUGUACUACGACUAUCCUACUACGGCAGCCUACGAAGGACCACUGGAGAGCACAACUCGCGUGACAGACAUCGAAGGUGAGCCUCUCACCUAUCAUGUGAGCGUGUACCACAGUGGCAGAUCUGACGAACCGGCACCUAAACCAGAGAAACCCGAAGAAGCACUCGACAUCGCUGAAGCAGCCAAGGCUCUCGGUGGAAAGAUCAGUGGCUUCUUCAAGAAGGGUCCUGCUCAUCUCGACUAUCCCGUAUCGGAAGUCUACGAGGGACCACUUGACAGCACGAAUCGCGUCACUGACAUUGAAGGUGAACCACUCACCCACCAUGUCACAGUCUACCACAGCGGAAGAUCUGAUGAGCCAGUGCCGAAGCCAGAAGAAGAGCCCAGAAUUGACAUCGCUGAUGCUGCCAAGACCUUCGGUGACAAGAUCACUGGACUGUUCAAGAGAAGACCAACUAUUCCUGACUAUCCAAUAUCAGAACCGUACGAAGGUCCACUGGAAGCUACGAACAAACGAGAAGAUAUCGAAUCUCAGCCAAUUCACAAUAUCGUCACUGUGUAUCACAGUGGCCGAUCCGAUAUUCCUCAAGAGCCAGUCGCACCACCACCAGCUCCAGUCGAAGUUAUUGCAGUUGUUCCUGCAAGAGACAUGUACUACGACUAUCCUACUACGGCAGCCUACGAAGGACCACUGGAGAGCACAACUCGCGUGACAGACAUCGAAGGUGAGCCUCUCACCUAUCAUGUGAGCGUGUACCACAGUGGCAGAUCUGACGAACCGGCACCUAAACCAGAGAAACCCGAAGAAGCACUCGACAUCGCUGAAGCAGCCAAGGCUCUCGGUGGAAAGAUCAGUGGCUUCUUCAAGAAGGGUCCUGCUCAUCUCGACUAUCCCGUAUCGGAAGUCUACGAGGGACCACUUGACAGCACGAAUCGCGUCACUGACAUUGAAGGUGAACCACUCACCCACCAUGUCACAGUCUACCACAGCGGAAGAUCUGAUGAGCCAGUGCCGAAGCCAGAAGAAGAGCCCAGAAUUGACAUCGCUGAUGCUGCCAAGACCUUCGGUGACAAGAUCACUGGACUGUUCAAGAGAAGACCAACUAUUCCUGACUAUCCAAUAUCAGAACCGUACGAAGGUCCACUGGAAGCUACGAACAAACGAGAAGAUAUCGAAUCUCAGCCAAUUCACAAUAUCGUCACUGUGUAUCACAGUGGCCGAUCCGAUAUUCCUCAAGAGCCAGUCGCACCACCACCAGCUCCAGUCGAAGUUAUUGCAGUUGUUCCUGCAAGAGACAUGUACUACGACUAUCCUACUACGGCAGCCUACGAAGGACCACUGGAGAGCACAACUCGCGUGACAGACAUCGAAGGUGAGCCUCUCACCUAUCAUGUGAGCGUGUACCACAGUGGCAGAUCUGAUGAACCGGCACCUAAACCAGAGAAACCCGAAGAAGAGCCACUCGACAUCGCUGAAGCAGCCAAGGCUCUCGGUGGAAAGAUCAGUGGCUUCUUCAAGGAGGGUCCUGCUCAUCUCGACUAUCCCGUAUCGGAAGUCUACGAGGGACCACUUGACAGCACGAAUCGCGUCACUGACAUUGAAGGUGAACCACUCACCCACCAUGUCACAGUCUACCACAGCGGAAGAUCUGAUGAGCCAGUGCCGAAGCCAGAAGAAGAGCCCAGAAUUGACAUCGCUGAUGCUGCCAAGACCUUCGGUGACAAGAUCACUGGACUGUUCAAGAGAAGACCAACUAUUCCUGACUAUCCAAUAUCAGAACCGUACGAAGGUCCACUGGAAGCUACGAACAAACGAGAAGAUAUCGAAUCUCAGCCAAUUCACAAUAUCGUCACUGUGUAUCACAGUGGCCGAUCCGAUAUUCCUCAAGAGCCAGUCGCACCACCACCAGCUCCAGUCGAAGUUAUUGCAGUUGUUCCUGCAAGAGACAUGUACUACGACUAUCCUACUACGGCAGCCUACGAAGGACCACUGGAGAGCACAACUCGCGUGACAGACAUCGAAGAGAAACCCGAAGAAGCACUCGACAUCGCUGAAGCAGCCAAGGCUCUCGGUGGAAAGAUCAGUGGCUUCUUCAAGAAGGGUCCUGCUCAUCUCGACUAUCCCGUAUCGGAAGUCUACGAGGGACCACUUGACAGCACGAAUCGCGUCACUGACAUUGAAGGUGAACCACUCACCCACCAUGUCACAGUCUACCACAGCGGAAGAUCUGAUGAGCCAGUGCCGAAGCCAGAAGAAGAGCCCAGAAUUGACAUCGCUGAUGCUGCCAAGACCUUCGGUGACAAGAUCACUGGACUGUUCAAGAGAAGACCAACUAUUCCUGACUAUCCAAUAUCAGAACCGUACGAAGGUCCACUGGAAGCUACGAACAAACGAGAAGAUAUCGAAUCUCAGCCAAUUCACAAUAUCGUCACUGUGUAUCACAGUGGCCGAUCCGAUAUUCCUCAAGAGCCAGUCGCACCACCACCAGCUCCAGUCGAAGUUAUUGCAGUUGUUCCUGCAAGAGACAUGUACUACGACUAUCCUACUACGGCAGCCUACGAAGGACCACUGGAGAGCACAACUCGCGUGACAGACAUCGAAGGUGAGCCUCUCACCUAUCAUGUGAGCGUGUACCACAGUGGCAGAUCUGAUGAACCGGCACCUAAACCAGAGAAACCCGAAGAAGAGCCACUCGACAUCGCUGAAGCAGCCAAGGCUCUCGGUGGAAAGAUCAGUGGCUUCUUCAAGGAGGGUCCUGCUCAUCUCGACUAUCCCGUAUCGGAAGUCUACGAGGGACCACUUGACAGCACGAAUCGCGUCACUGACAUUGAAGGUGAACCACUCACCCACCAUGUCACAGUCUACCACAGCGGAAGAUCUGAUGAGCCAGUGCCGAAGCCAGAAGAAGAGCCCAGAAUUGACAUCGCUGAUGCUGCCAAGACCUUCGGUGACAAGAUCACUGGACUGUUCAAGAGAAGACCAACUAUUCCUGACUAUCCAAUAUCAGAACCGUACGAAGGUCCACUGGAAGCUACGAACAAACGAGAAGAUAUCGAAUCUCAGCCAAUUCACAAUAUCGUCACUGUGUAUCACAGUGGCCGAUCCGAUAUUCCUCAAGAGCCAGUCGCACCACCACCAGCUCCAGUCGAAGUUAUUGCAGUUGUUCCUGCAAGAGACAUGUACUACGACUAUCCUACUACGGCAGCCUACGAAGGACCACUGGAGAGCACAACUCGCGUGACAGACAUCGAAGGUGAGCCUCUCACCUAUCAUGUGAGCGUGUACCACAGUGGCAGAUCUGAUGAACCGGCACCUAAACCAGAGAAACCCGAAGAAGAGCCACUCGACAUCGCUGAAGCAGCCAAGGCUCUCGGUGGAAAGAUCAGUGGCUUCUUCAAGAAGGGUCCUGCUCAUCUCGACUAUCCCGUAUCGGAAGUCUACGAGGGACCACUUGACAGCACGAAUCGCGUCACUGACAUUGAAGGUGAACCACUCACCCACCAUGUCACAGUCUACCACAGCGGAAGAUCUGAUGAGCCAGUGCCGAAGCCAGAAGAAGAGCCCAGAAUUGACAUCGCUGAUGCUGCCAAGACCUUCGGUGACAAGAUCACUGGACUGUUCAAGAGAAGACCAACUAUUCCUGACUAUCCAAUAUCAGAACCGUACGAAGGUCCACUGGAAGCUACGAACAAACGAGAAGAUAUCGAAUCUCAGCCAAUUCACAAUAUCGUCACUGUGUAUCACAGUGGCCGAUCCGAUAUUCCUCAAGAGCCAGUCGCACCACCACCAGCUCCAGUCGAAGUUAUUGCAGUUGUUCCUGCAAGAGACAUGUACUACGACUAUCCUACUACGGCAGCCUACGAAGGACCACUGGAGAGCACAACUCGCGUGACAGACAUCGAAGGUGAGCCUCUCACCUAUCAUGUGAGCGUGUACCACAGUGGCAGAUCUGAUGAACCGGCACCUAAACCAGAGAAACCCGAAGAAGAGCCACUCGACAUCGCUGAAGCAGCCAAGGCUCUCGGUGGAAAGAUCAGUGGCUUCUUCAAGAAGGGUCCUGCUCAUCUCGACUAUCCCGUAUCGGAAGUCUACGAGGGACCACUUGACAGCACGAAUCGCGUCACUGACAUUGAAGGUGAACCACUCACCCACCAUGUCACAGUCUACCACAGCGGAAGAUCUGAUGAGCCAGUGCCGAAGCCAGAAGAAGAGCCCAGAAUUGACAUCGCUGAUGCUGCCAAGACCUUCGGUGACAAGAUCACUGGACUGUUCAAGAGAAGACCAACUAUUCCUGACUAUCCAAUAUCAGAACCGUACGAAGGUCCACUGGAAGCUACGAACAAACGAGAAGAUAUCGAAUCUCAGCCAAUUCACAAUAUCGUCACUGUGUAUCACAGUGGCCGAUCCGAUAUUCCUCAAGAGCCAGUCGCACCACCACCAGCUCCAGUCGAAGUUAUUGCAGUUGUUCCUGCAAGAGACAUGUACUACGACUAUCCUACUACGGCAGCCUACGAAGGACCACUGGAAAGCACAACUCGCGUGACAGACAUCGAAGGUGAGCCUCUCACCUAUCAUGUGAGCGUGUACCACAGUGGCAGAUCUGAUGAACCGGCACCUAAACCAGAGAAACCCGAAGAAGAGCCACUCGACAUCGCUGAAGCAGCCAAGGCUCUCGGUGGAAAGAUCAGUGGCUUCUUCAAGAAGGGUCCUGCUCAUCUCGACUAUCCCGUAUCGGAAGUCUACGAGGGACCACUUGACAGCACGAAUCGCGUCACUGACAUUGAAGGUGAACCACUCACCCACCAUGUCACAGUCUACCACAGCGGAAGAUCUGAUGAGCCAGUGCCGAAGCCAGAAGAAGAGCCCAGAAUUGACAUCGCUGAUGCUGCCAAGACCUUCGGUGACAAGAUCACUGGACUGUUCAAGAGAAGACCAACUAUUCCUGACUAUCCAAUAUCAGAACCGUACGAAGGUCCACUGGAAGCUACGAACAAACGAGAAGAUAUCGAAUCUCAGCCAAUUCACAAUAUCGUCACUGUGUAUCACAGUGGCCGAUCCGAUAUUCCUCAAGAGCCAGUCGCACCACCACCAGCUCCAGUCGAAGUUAUUGCAGUUGUUCCUGCAAGAGACAUGUACUACGACUAUCCUACUACGGCAGCCUACGAAGGACCACUGGAAAGCACAACUCGCGUGACAGACAUCGAAGGUGAGCCUCUCACCUAUCAUGUGAGCGUGUACCACAGUGGCAGAUCUGAUGAACCGGCACCUAAACCAGAGAAACCCGAAGAAGAGCCACUCGACAUCGCUGAAGCAGCCAAGGCUCUCGGUGGAAAGAUCAGUGGCUUCUUCAAGAAGGGUCCUGCUCAUCUCGACUAUCCCGUAUCGGAAGUCUACGAGGGACCACUUGACAGCACGAAUCGCGUCACUGACAUUGAAGGUGAACCACUCACCCACCAUGUCACAGUCUACCACAGCGGAAGAUCUGAUGAGCCAGUGCCGAAGCCAGAAGAAGAGCCCAGAAUUGACAUCGCUGAUGCUGCCAAGACCUUCGGUGACAAGAUCACUGGACUGUUCAAGAGAAGACCAACUAUUCCUGACUAUCCAAUAUCAGAACCGUACGAAGGUCCACUGGAAGCUACGAACAAACGAGAAGAUAUCGAAUCUCAGCCAAUUCACAAUAUCGUCACUGUGUAUCACAGUGGCCGAUCCGAUAUUCCUCAAGAGCCAGUCGCACCACCACCAGCUCCAGUCGAAGUUAUUGCAGUUGUUCCUGCAAGAGACAUGUACUACGACUAUCCUACUACGGCAGCCUACGAAGGACCACUGGAGAGCACAACUCGCGUGACAGACAUCGAAGGUGAGCCUCUCACCUAUCAUGUGAGCGUGUACCACAGUGGCAGAUCUGAUGAACCGGCACCUAAACCAGAGAAACCCGAAGAAGAGCCACUCGACAUCGCUGAAGCAGCCAAGGCUCUCGGUGGAAAGAUCAGUGGCUUCUUCAAGAAGGGUCCUGCUCAUCUCGACUAUCCCGUAUCGGAAGUCUACGAGGGACCACUUGACAGCACGAAUCGCGUCACUGACAUUGAAGGUGAACCACUCACCCACCAUGUCACAGUCUACCACAGCGGAAGAUCUGAUGAGCCAGUGCCGAAGCCAGAAGAAGAGCCCAGAAUUGACAUCGCUGAUGCUGCCAAGACCUUCGGUGACAAGAUCACUGGACUGUUCAAGAGAAGACCAACUAUUCCUGACUAUCCAAUAUCAGAACCGUACGAAGGUCCACUGGAAGCUACGAACAAACGAGAAGAUAUCGAAUCUCAGCCAAUUCACAAUAUCGUCACUGUGUAUCACAGUGGCCGAUCCGAUAUUCCUCAAGAGCCAGUCGCACCACCACCAGCUCCAGUCGAAGUUGUUGCAGUUGUUCCUGCAAGAGACAUGUACUACGACUAUCCUACUACGGCAGCCUACGAAGGACCACUGGAGAGCACAACUCGCGUGACAGACAUCGAAGGUGAGCCUCUCACCUAUCAUGUGAGCGUGUACCACAGUGGCAGAUCUGAUGAACCGGCACCUAAACCAGAGAAACCCGAAGAAGAGCCACUCGACAUCGCUGAAGCAGCCAAGGCUCUCGGUGGAAAGAUCAGUGGCUUCUUCAAGAAGGGUCCUGCUCAUCUCGACUAUCCCGUAUCGGAAGUCUACGAGGGACCACUUGACAGCACGAAUCGCGUCACUGACAUUGAAGGUGAACCACUCACCCACCAUGUCACAGUCUACCACAGCGGAAGAUCUGAUGAGCCAGUGCCGAAGCCAGAAGAAGAGCCCAGAAUUGACAUCGCUGAUGCUGCCAAGACCUUCGGUGACAAGAUCACUGGACUGUUCAAGAGGAGACCAACUAUUCCUGACUAUCCAAUAUCAGAACCGUACGAAGGUCCACUGGAAGCUACGAACAAACGAGAAGAUAUCGAAUCUCAGCCAAUUCACAAUAUCGUCACUGUGUAUCACAGUGGCCGAUCCGAUAUUCCUCAAGAGCCAGUCGCACCACCACCAGCUCCAGUCGAAGUUAUUGCAGUUGUUCCUGCAAGAGACAUGUACUACGACUAUCCUACUACGGCAGCCUACGAAGGACCACUGGAGAGCACAACUCGCGUGACAGACAUCGAAGGUGAGCCUCUCACCUAUCAUGUGAGCGUGUACCACAGUGGCAGAUCUGAUGAACCGGCACCUAAACCAGAGAAACCCGAAGAAGAGCCACUCGACAUCGCUGAAGCAGCCAAGGCUCUCGGUGGAAAGAUCAGUGGCUUCUUCAAGAAGGGUCCUGCUCAUCUCGACUAUCCCGUAUCGGAAGUCUACGAGGGAUCACUUGACAGCACGAAUCGCGUCACUGACAUUGAAGGUGAACCACUCACCCACCAUGUCACAGUCUACCACAGCGGAAGAUCUGAUGAGCCAAUGCCGAAGCCAGAAGAAGAGCCCAGAAUUGACAUCGCUGAUGCUGCCAAGACCUUCGGUGACAAGAUCACUGGACUGUUCAAGAGAAGACCAACUAUUCCUGACUAUCCAAUUUCAGAACCGUACGAAGGUCCACUGGAAGCUACGAACAAACGAGAAGAUAUCGAAUUUCAGCCAAUUCACAAUAUCGUCACUGUGUAUCACAGUGGCCGAUCCGAUAUUCCUCAAGAGCCAGUCGCACCACCACCAGCUCCAGUCGAAGUUAUUGCAGUUGUUCCUGCAAGAGACAUGUACUACGACUAUCCUACUACGGCAGCCUACGAAGGACCACUGGAGAGCACAACUCGCGUGACAGACAUCGAAGGUGAGCCUCUCACCUAUCAUGUGAGCGUGUACCACAGUGGCAGAUCUGAUGAACCGGCACCUAAACCAGAGAAACCCGAAGAAGAGCCACUCGACAUCGCUGAAGCAGCCAAGGCUCUCGGUGGAAAGAUCAGUGGCUUCUUCAAGAAGGGUCCUGCUCAUCUCGACUAUCCCGUAUCGGAAGUCUACGAGGGACCACUUGACAGCACGAAUCGCGUCACUGACAUUGAAGGUGAACCACUCACCCACCAUGUCACAGUCUACCACAGCGGAAGAUCUGAUGAGCCAGUGCCGAAGCCAGAAGAAGAGCCCAGAAUUGACAUCGCUGAUGCUGCCAAGACCUUCGGUGACAAGAUCACUGGACUGUUCAAGAGAAGACCAACUAUUCCUGACUAUCCAAUAUCAGAACCGUGCGAAGGUCCACUGGAAGCUACGAACAAACGAGAAGAUAUCGAAUCUCAGCCAAUUCACAAUAUCGUCACUGUGUAUCACAGUGGCCGAUCCGAUAUUCCUCAAGAGCCAGUCGCACCACCACCAGCUCCAGUCGAAGUUAUUGCAGUUGUUCCUGCAAGAGACAUGUACUACGACUAUCCUACUACGGCAGCCUACGAAGGACCACUGGAGAGCACAACUCGCGUGACAGACAUCGAAGGUGAGCCUCUCACCUAUCAUGUGAGCGUGUACCACAGUGGCAGAUCUGAUGAACCGGCACCUAAACCAGAGAAACCCGAAGAAGAGCCACUCGACAUCGCUGAAGCAGCCAAGGCUCUCGGUGGAAAGAUCAGUGGCUUCUUCAAGAAGGGUCCUGCUCAUCUCGACUAUCCCGUAUCGGAAGUCUACGAGGGACCACUUGACAGCACGAAUCGCGUCACUGACAUUGAAGGUGAACCACUCACCCACCAUGUCACAGUCUACCACAGCGGAAGAUCUGAUGAGCCAGUGCCGAAGCCAGAAGAAGAGCCCAGAAUUGACAUCGCUGAUGCUGCCAAGACCUUCGGUGACAAGAUCACUGGACUGUUCAAGAGAAGACCAACUAUUCCUGACUAUCCAAUAUCAGAACCGUACGAAGGUCCACUGGAAGCUACGAACAAACGAGAAGAUAUCGAAUCUCAGCCAAUUCACAAUAUCGUCACUGUGUAUCACAGUGGCCGAUCCGAUAUUCCUCAAGAGCCAGUCGCACCACCACCAGCUCCAGUCGAAGUUAUUGCAGUUGUUCCUGCAAGAGACAUGUACUACGACUAUCCUACUACGGCAGCCUACGAAGGACCACUGGAGAGCACAACUCGCGUGACAGACAUCGAAGGUGAGCCUCUCACCUAUCAUGUGAGCGUGUACCACAGUGGCAGAUCUGAUGAACCGGCACCUAAACCAGAGAAACCCGAAGAAGAGCCACUCGACAUCGCUGAAGCAGCCAAGGCUCUCGGUGGAAAGAUCAGUGGCUUCUUCAAGAAGGGUCCUGCUCAUCUCGACUAUCCCGUAUCGGAAGUCUACGAGGGACCACUUGACAGCACGAAUCGCGUCACUGACAUUGAAGGUGAACCACUCACCCACCAUGUCACAGUCUACCACAGCGGAAGAUCUGAUGAGCCAAUGCCGAAGCCAGAAGAAGAGCCCAGAAUUGACAUCGCUGAUGCUGCCAAGACCUUCGGUGACAAGAUCACUGGACUGUUCAAGAGAAGACCAACUAUUCCUGACUAUCCAAUUUCAGAACCGUACGAAGGUCCACUGGAAGCUACGAACAAACGAGAAGAUAUCGAAUCUCAGCCAAUUCACAAUAUCGUCACUGUGUAUCACAGUGGCCGAUCCGAUAUUCCUCAAGAGCCAGUCGCACCACCACCAGCUCCAGUCGAAGUUAUUGCAGUUGUUCCUGCAAGAGACAUGUACUACGACUAUCCUACUACGGCAGCCUACGAAGGACCACUGGAGAGCACAACUCGCGUGACAGACAUCGAAGGUGAGCCUCUCACCUAUCAUGUGAGCGUGUACCACAGUGGCAGAUCUGAUGAACCGGCACCUAAACCAGAGAAACCCGAAGAAGAGCCACUCGACAUCGCUGAAGCAGCCAAGGCUCUCGGUGGAAAGAUCAGUGGCUUCUUCAAGAAGGGUCCUGCUCAUCUCGACUAUCCCGUAUCGGAAGUCUACGAGGGACCACUUGACAGCACGAAUCGCGUCACUGACAUUGAAGGUGAACCACUCACCCACCAUGUCACAGUCUACCACAGCGGAAGAUCUGAUGAGCCAAUGCCGAAGCCAGAAGAAGAGCCCAGAAUUGACAUCGCUGAUGCUGCCAAGACCUUCGGUGACAAGAUCACUGGACUGUUCAAGAGAAGACCAACUAUUCCUGACUAUCCAAUUUCAGAACCGUACGAAGGUCCACUGGAAGCUACGAACAAACGAGAAGAUAUCGAAUCUCAGCCAAUUCACAAUAUCGUCACUGUGUAUCACAGUGGCCGAUCCGAUAUUCCUCAAGAGCCAGUCGCACCACCACCAGCUCCAGUCGAAGUUAUUGCAGUUGUUCCUGCAAGAGACAUGUACUACGACUAUCCUACUACGGCAGCCUACGAAGGACCACUGGAGAGCACAACUCGCGUGACAGACAUCGAAGGUGAGCCUCUCACCUAUCAUGUGAGCGUGUACCACAGUGGCAGAUCUGAUGAACCGGCACCUAAACCAGAGAAACCCGAAGAAGAGCCACUCGACAUCGCUGAAGCAGCCAAGGCUCUCGGUGGAAAGAUCAGUGGCUUCUUCAAGAAGGGUCCUGCUCAUCUCGACUAUCCCGUAUCGGAAGUCUACGAGGGACCACUUGACAGCACGAAUCGCGUCACUGACAUUGAAGGUGAACCACUCACCCACCAUGUCACAGUCUACCACAGCGGAAGAUCUGAUGAGCCAGUGCCGAAGCCAGAAGAAGAGCCCAGAAUUGACAUCGCUGAUGCUGCCAAGACCUUCGGUGACAAGAUCACUGGACUGUUCAAGAGAAGACCAACUAUUCCUGACUAUCCAAUAUCAGAACCGUACGAAGGUCCACUGGAAGCUACGAACAAACGAGAAGAUAUCGAAUCUCAGCCAAUUCACAAUAUCGUCACUGUGUAUCACAGUGGCCGAUCCGAUAUUCCUCAAGAGCCAGUCGCACCACCACCAGCUCCAGUCGAAGUUAUUGCAGUUGUUCCUGCAAGAGACAUGUACUACGACUAUCCUACUACGGCAGCCUACGAAGGACCACUGGAGAGCACAACUCGCGUGACAGACAUCGAAGGUGAGCCUCUCACCUAUCAUGUGAGCGUGUACCACAGUGGCAGAUCUGAUGAACCGGCACCUAAACCAGAGAAACCCGAAGAAGAGCCACUCGACAUCGCUGAAGCAGCCAAGGCUCUCGGUGGAAAGAUCAGUGGCUUCUUCAAGAAGGGUCCUGCUCAUCUCGACUAUCCCGUAUCGGAAGUCUACGAGGGACCACUUGACAGCACGAAUCGCGUCACUGACAUUGAAGGUGAACCACUCACCCACCAUGUCACAGUCUACCACAGCGGAAGAUCUGAUGAGCCAAUGCCGAAGCCAGAAGAAGAGCCCAGAAUUGACAUCGCUGAUGCUGCCAAGACCUUCGGUGACAAGAUCACUGGACUGUUCAAGAGAAGACCAACUAUUCCUGACUAUCCAAUUUCAGAACCGUACGAAGGUCCACUGGAAGCUACGAACAAACGAGAAGAUAUCGAAUCUCAGCCAAUUCACAAUAUCGUCACUGUGUAUCACAGUGGCCGAUCCGAUAUUCCUCAAGAGCCAGUCGCACCACCACCAGCUCCAGUCGAAGUUAUUGCAGUUGUUCCUGCAAGAGACAUGUACUACGACUAUCCUACUACGGCAGCCUACGAAGGACCACUGGAGAGCACAACUCGCGUGACAGACAUCGAAGGUGAGCCUCUCACCUAUCAUGUGAGCGUGUACCACAGUGGCAGAUCUGAUGAACCGGCACCUAAACCAGAGAAACCCGAAGAAGAGCCACUCGACAUCGCUGAAGCAGCCAAGGCUCUCGGUGGAAAGAUCAGUGGCUUCUUCAAGAAGGGUCCUGCUCAUCUCGACUAUCCCGUAUCGGAAGUCUACGAGGGACCACUUGACAGCACGAAUCGCGUCACUGACAUUGAAGGUGAACCACUCACCCACCAUGUCACAGUCUACCACAGCGGAAGAUCUGAUGAGCCAAUGCCGAAGCCAGAAGAAGAGCCCAGAAUUGACAUCGCUGAUGCUGCCAAGACCUUCGGUGACAAGAUCACUGGACUGUUCAAGAGAAGACCAACUAUUCCUGACUAUCCAAUUUCAGAACCGUACGAAGGUCCACUGGAAGCUACGAACAAACGAGAAGAUAUCGAAUCUCAGCCAAUUCACAAUAUCGUCACUGUGUAUCACAGUGGCCGAUCCGAUAUUCCUCAAGAGCCAGUCGCACCACCACCAGCUCCAGUCGAAGUUAUUGCAGUUGUUCCUGCAAGAGACAUGUACUACGACUAUCCUACUACGGCAGCCUACGAAGGACCACUGGAGAGCACAACUCGCGUGACAGACAUCGAAGGUGAGCCUCUCACCUAUCAUGUGAGCGUGUACCACAGUGGCAGAUCUGAUGAACCGGCACCUAAACCAGAGAAACCCGAAGAAGAGCCACUCGACAUCGCUGAAGCAGCCAAGGCUCUCGGUGGAAAGAUCAGUGGCUUCUUCAAGAAGGGUCCUGCUCAUCUCGACUAUCCCGUAUCGGAAGUCUACGAGGGACCACUUGACAGCACGAAUCGCGUCACUGACAUUGAAGGUGAACCACUCACCCACCAUGUCACAGUCUACCACAGCGGAAGAUCUGAUGAGCCAAUGCCGAAGCCAGAAGAAGAGCCCAGAAUUGACAUCGCUGAUGCUGCCAAGACCUUCGGUGACAAGAUCACUGGACUGUUCAAGAGAAGACCAACUAUUCCUGACUAUCCAAUUUCAGAACCGUACGAAGGUCCACUGGAAGCUACGAACAAACGAGAAGAUAUCGAAUCUCAGCCAAUUCACAAUAUCGUCACUGUGUAUCACAGUGGCCGAUCCGAUAUUUCUCAAGAGCCAGUCGCACCACCACCAGCUCCAGUCGAAGUUAUUGCAGUUGUUCCUGCAAGAGACAUGUACUACGACUAUCCUUCUACGGCAGCCUACGAAGGACCACUGGAGAGCACAACUCGCGUGACAGACAUCGAAGGUGAGCCUCUCACCUAUCAUGUGAGCGUGUACCACAGUGGCAGAUCUGAUGAACCGGCACCUAAACCAGAGAAACCCGAAGAAGAGCCACUCGACAUCGCUGAAGCAGCCAAGGCUCUCGGUGGAAAGAUCAGUGGCUUCUUCAAGAAGGGUCCUGCUCAUCUCGACUAUCCCGUAUCGGAAGUCUACGAGGGACCACUUGACAGCACGAAUCGCGUCACUGACAUUGAAGGUGAAACACUCACCCACCAUGUCACAGUCUACCACAGCGGAAGAUCUGAUGAGCCAAUGCCGAAGCCAGAAGAAGAGCCCAGAAUUGACAUCGCUGAUGCUGCCAAGACCUUCGGUGACAAGAUCACUGGACUGUUCAAGAGAAGACCAACUAUUCCUGACUAUCCAAUUUCAGAACCGUACGAAGGUCCACUGGAAGCUACGAACAAACGAGAAGAUAUCGAAUCUCAGCCAAUUCACAAUAUCGUCACUGUGUAUCACAGUGGCCGAUCCGAUAUUCCUCAAGAGCCAGUCGCACCACCACCAGCUCCAGUCGAAGUUAUUGCAGUUGUUCCUGCAAGAGACAUGUACUACGACUAUCCUUCUACGGCAGCCUACGAAGGACCACUGGAGAGCACAACUCGCGUGACAGACAUCGAAGGUGAGCCUCUCACCUAUCAUGUGAGCGUGUACCACAGUGGCAGAUCUGAUGAACCGGCACCUAAACCAGAGAAACCCGAAGAAGAGCCACUCGACAUCGCUGAAGCAGCCAAGGCUCUCGGUGGAAAGAUCAGUGGCUUCUUCAAGAAGGGUCCUGCUCAUCUCGACUAUCCCGUAUCGGAAGUCUACGAGGGACCACUUGACAGCACGAAUCGCGUCACUGACAUUGAAGGUGAACCACUCACCCACCAUGUCACAGUCUACCACAGCGGAAGAUCUGAUGAGCCAAUGCCGAAGCCAGAAGAAGAGCCCAGAAUUGACAUCGCUGAUGCUGCCAAGACCUUCGGUGACAAGAUCACUGGACUGUUCAAGAGAAGACCAACUAUUCCUGACUAUCCAAUUUCAGAACCGUACGAAGGUCCACUGGAAGCUACGAACAAACGAGAAGAUAUCGAAUCUCAGCCAAUUCACAAUAUCGUCACUGUGUAUCACAGUGGCCGAUCCGAUAUUCCUCAAGAGCCAGUCGCACCACCACCAGCUCCAGUCGAAGUUAUUGCAGUUGUUCCUGCAAGAGACAUGUACUACGACUAUCCUACUACGGCAGCCUACGAAGGACCACUGGAGAGCACAACUCGCGUGACAGACAUCGAAGGUGAGCCUCUCACCUAUCAUGUGAGCGUGUACCACAGUGGCAGAUCUGAUGAACCGGCACCUAAACCAGAGAAACCCGAAGAAGAGCCACUCGACAUCGCUGAAGCAGCCAAGGCUCUCGGUGGAAAGAUCAGUGGCUUCUUCAAGAAGGGUCCUGCUCAUCUCGACUAUCCCGUAUCGGAAGUCUACGAGGGACCACUUGACAGCACGAAUCGCGUCACUGACAUUGAAGGUGAACCACUCACCCACCAUGUCACAGUCUACCACAGCGGAAGAUCUGAUGAGCCAGUGCCGAAGCCAGAAGAAGAGCCCAGAAUUGACAUCGCUGAUGCUGCCAAGACCUUCGGUGACAAGAUCACUGGACUGUUCAAGAGAAGACCAACUAUUCCUGACUAUCCAAUAUCAGAACCGUGCGAAGGUCCACUGGAAGCUACGAACAAACGAGAAGAUAUCGAAUCUCAGCCAAUUCACAAUAUCGUCACUGUGUAUCACAGUGGCCGAUCCGAUAUUCCUCAAGAGCCAGUCGCACCACCACCAGCUCCAGUCGAAGUUAUUGCAGUUGUUCCUGCAAGAGACAUGUACUACGACUAUCCUACUACGGCAGCCUACGAAGGACCACUGGAGAGCACAACUCGCGUGACAGACAUCGAAGGUGAGCCUCUCACCUAUCAUGUGAGCGUGUACCACAGUGGCAGAUCUGAUGAACCGGCACCUAAACCAGAGAAACCCGAAGAAGAGCCACUCGACAUCGCUGAAGCAGCCAAGGCUCUCGGUGGAAAGAUCAGUGGCUUCUUCAAGAAGGGUCCUGCUCAUCUCGACUAUCCCGUAUCGGAAGUCUACGAGGGACCACUUGACAGCACGAAUCGCGUCACUGACAUUGAAGGUGAACCACUCACCCACCAUGUCACAGUCUACCACAGCGGAAGAUCUGAUGAGCCAGUGCCGAAGCCAGAAGAAGAGCCCAGAAUUGACAUCGCUGAUGCUGCCAAGACCUUCGGUGACAAGAUCACUGGACUGUUCAAGAGAAGACCAACUAUUCCUGACUAUCCAAUAUCAGAACCGUACGAAGGUCCACUGGAAGCUACGAACAAACGAGAAGAUAUCGAAUCUCAGCCAAUUCACAAUAUCGUCACUGUGUAUCACAGUGGCCGAUCCGAUAUUCCUCAAGAGCCAGUCGCACCACCACCAGCUCCAGUCGAAGUUGUUGCAGUUGUUCCUGCAAGAGACAUGUACUACGACUAUCCUACUACGGCAGCCUACGAAGGACCACUGGAGAGCACAACUCGCGUGACAGACAUCGAAGGUGAGCCUCUCACCUAUCAUGUGAGCGUGUACCACAGUGGCAGAUCUGAUGAACCGGCACCUAAACCAGAGAAACCCGAAGAAGAGCCACUCGACAUCGCUGAAGCAGCCAAGGCUCUCGGUGGAAAGAUCAGUGGCUUCUUCAAGAAGGGUCCUGCUCAUCUCGACUAUCCCGUAUCGGAAGUCUACGAGGGACCACUUGACAGCACGAAUCGCGUCACUGACAUUGAAGGUGAACCACUCACCCACCAUGUCACAGUCUACCACAGCGGAAGAUCUGAUGAGCCAGUGCCGAAGCCAGAAGAAGAGCCCAGAAUUGACAUCGCUGAUGCUGCCAAGACCUUCGGUGACAAGAUCACUGGACUGUUCAAGAGAAGACCAACUAUUCCUGACUAUCCAAUAUCAGAACCGUACGAAGGUCCACUGGAAGCUACGAACAAACGAGAAGAUAUCGAAUCUCAGCCAAUUCACAAUAUCGUCACUGUGUAUCACAGUGGCCGAUCCGAUAUUCCUCAAGAGCCAGUCGCACCACCACCAGCUCCAGUCGAAGUUAUUGCAGUUGUUCCUGCAAGAGACAUGUACUACGACUAUCCUACUACGGCAGCCUACGAAGGACCACUGGAGAGCACAACUCGCGUGACAGACAUCGAAGGUGAGCCUCUCACCUAUCAUGUGAGCGUGUACCACAGUGGCAGAUCUGAUGAACCGGCACCUAAACCAGAGAAACCCGAAGAAGAGCCACUCGACAUCGCUGAAGCAGCCAAGGCUCUCGGUGGAAAGAUCAGUGGCUUCUUCAAGAAGGGUCCUGCUCAUCUCGACUAUCCCGUAUCGGAAGUCUACGAGGGAUCACUUGACAGCACGAAUCGCGUCACUGACAUUGAAGGUGAACCACUCACCCACCAUGUCACAGUCUACCACAGCGGAAGAUCUGAUGAGCCAAUGCCGAAGCCAGAAGAAGAGCCCAGAAUUGACAUCGCUGAUGCUGCCAAGACCUUCGAACCGUACGAAGGUCCACUGGAAGCUACGAACAAACGAGAAGAUAUCGAAUUUCAGCCAAUUCACAAUAUCGUCACUGUGUAUCACAGUGGCCGAUCCGAUAUUCCUCAAGAGCCAGUCGCACCACCACCAGCUCCAGUCGAAGUUAUUGCAGUUGUUCCUGCAAGAGACAUGUACUACGACUAUCCUACUACGGCAGCCUACGAAGGACCACUGGAGAGCACAACUCGCGUGACAGACAUCGAAGGUGAGCCUCUCACCUAUCAUGUGAGCGUGUACCACAGUGGCAGAUCUGAUGAACCGGCACCUAAACCAGAGAAACCCGAAGAAGAGCCACUCGACAUCGCUGAAGCAGCCAAGGCUCUCGGUGGAAAGAUCAGUGGCUUCUUCAAGAAGGGUCCUGCUCAUCUCGACUAUCCCGUAUCGGAAGUCUACGAGGGACCACUUGACAGCACGAAUCGCGUCACUGACAUUGAAGGUGAACCACUCACCCACCAUGUCACAGUCUACCACAGCGGAAGAUCUGAUGAGCCAGUGCCGAAGCCAGAAGAAGAGCCCAGAAUUGACAUCGCUGAUGCUGCCAAGACCUUCGGUGACAAGAUCACUGGACUGUUCAAGAGAAGACCAACUAUUCCUGACUAUCCAAUAUCAGAACCGUGCGAAGGUCCACUGGAAGCUACGAACAAACGAGAAGAUAUCGAAUCUCAGCCAAUUCACAAUAUCGUCACUGUGUAUCACAGUGGCCGAUCCGAUAUUCCUCAAGAGCCAGUCGCACCACCACCAGCUCCAGUCGAAGUUAUUGCAGUUGUUCCUGCAAGAGACAUGUACUACGACUAUCCUACUACGGCAGCCUACGAAGGACCACUGGAGAGCACAACUCGCGUGACAGACAUCGAAGGUGAGCCUCUCACCUAUCAUGUGAGCGUGUACCACAGUGGCAGAUCUGAUGAACCGGCACCUAAACCAGAGAAACCCGAAGAAGAGCCACUCGACAUCGCUGAAGCAGCCAAGGCUCUCGGUGGAAAGAUCAGUGGCUUCUUCAAGAAGGGUCCUGCUCAUCUCGACUAUCCCGUAUCGGAAGUCUACGAGGGACCACUUGACAGCACGAAUCGCGUCACUGACAUUGAAGGUGAACCACUCACCCACCAUGUCACAGUCUACCACAGCGGAAGAUCUGAUGAGCCAGUGCCGAAGCCAGAAGAAGAGCCCAGAAUUGACAUCGCUGAUGCUGCCAAGACCUUCGGUGACAAGAUCACUGGACUGUUCAAGAGAAGACCAACUAUUCCUGACUAUCCAAUAUCAGAACCGUACGAAGGUCCACUGGAAGCUACGAACAAACGAGAAGAUAUCGAAUCUCAGCCAAUUCACAAUAUCGUCACUGUGUAUCACAGUGGCCGAUCCGAUAUUCCUCAAGAGCCAGUCGCACCACCACCAGCUCCAGUCGAAGUUAUUGCAGUUGUUCCUGCAAGAGACAUGUACUACGACUAUCCUACUACGGCAGCCUACGAAGGACCACUGGAGAGCACAACUCGCGUGACAGACAUCGAAGGUGAGCCUCUCACCUAUCAUGUGAGCGUGUACCACAGUGGCAGAUCUGAUGAACCGGCACCUAAACCAGAGAAACCCGAAGAAGAGCCACUCGACAUCGCUGAAGCAGCCAAGGCUCUCGGUGGAAAGAUCAGUGGCUUCUUCAAGAAGGGUCCUGCUCAUCUCGACUAUCCCGUAUCGGAAGUCUACGAGGGACCACUUGACAGCACGAAUCGCGUCACUGACAUUGAAGGUGAACCACUCACCCACCAUGUCACAGUCUACCACAGCGGAAGAUCUGAUGAGCCAGUGCCGAAGCCAGAAGAAGAGCCCAGAAUUGACAUCGCUGAUGCUGCCAAGACCUUCGGUGACAAGAUCACUGGACUGUUCAAGAGAAGACCAACUAUUCCUGACUAUCCAAUAUCAGAACCGUACGAAGGUCCACUGGAAGCUACGAACAAACGAGAAGAUAUCGAAUCUCAGCCAAUUCACAAUAUCGUCACUGUGUAUCACAGUGGCCGAUCCGAUAUUCCUCAAGAGCCAGUCGCACCACCACCAGCUCCAGUCGAAGUUAUUGCAGUUGUUCCUGCAAGAGACAUGUACUACGACUAUCCUACUACGGCAGCCUACGAAGGACCACUGGAAAGCACAACUCGCGUGACAGACAUCGAAGGUGAGCCUCUCACCUAUCAUGUGAGCGUGUACCACAGUGGCAGAUCUGAUGAACCGGCACCUAAACCAGAGAAACCCGAAGAAGAGCCACUCGACAUCGCUGAAGCAGUCAAGGCUCUCGGUGGAAAGAUCAGUGGCUUCUUCAAGAAGGGUCCUGCUCAUCUCGACUAUCCCGUAUCGGAAGUCUACGAGGGACCACUUGACAGCACGAAUCGCGUCACUGACAUUGAAGGUGAACCACUCACCCACCAUGUCACAGUCUACCACAGCGGAAGAUCUGAUGAGCCAAUGCCGAAGCCAGAAGAAGAGCCCAGAAUUGACAUCGCUGAUGCUGCCAAGACCUUCGGUGACAAGAUCACUGGACUGUUCAAGAGAAGACCAACUAUUCCUGACUAUCCAAUUUCAGAACCGUACGAAGGUCCACUGGAAGCUACGAACAAACGAGAAGAUAUCGAAUCUCAGCCAAUUCACAAUAUCGUCACUGUGUAUCACAGUGGCCGAUCCGAUAUUCCUCAAGAGCCAGUCGCACCACCACCAGCUCCAGUCGAAGUUAUUGCAGUUGUUCCUGCAAGAGACAUGUACUACGACUAUCCUUCUACGGCAGCCUACGAAGGACCACUGGAGAGCACAACUCGCGUGACAGACAUCGAAGGUGAGCCUCUCACCUAUCAUGUGAGCGUGUACCACAGUGGCAGAUCUGAUGAACCGGCACCUAAACCAGAGAAACCCGAAGAAGAGCCACUCGACAUCGCUGAAGCAGCCAAGGCUCUCGGUGGAAAGAUCAGUGGCUUCUUCAAGAAGGGUCCUGCUCAUCUCGACUAUCCCGUAUCGGAAGUCUACGAGGGACCACUUGACAGCACGAAUCGCGUCACUGACAUUGAAGGUGAACCACUCACCCACCAUGUCACAGUCUACCACAGCGGAAGAUCUGAUGAGCCAAUGCCGAAGCCAGAAGAAGAGCCCAGAAUUGACAUCGCUGAUGCUGCCAAGACCUUCGGUGACAAGAUCACUGGACUGUUCAAGAGAAGACCAACUAUUCCUGACUAUCCAAUUUCAGAACCGUACGAAGGUCCACUGGAAGCUACGAACAAACGAGAAGAUAUCGAAUCUCAGCCAAUUCACAAUAUCGUCACUGUGUAUCACAGUGGCCGAUCCGAUAUUCCUCAAGAGCCAGUCGCACCACCACCAGCUCCAGUCGAAGUUAUUGCAGUUGUUCCUGCAAGAGACAUGUACUACGACUAUCCUUCUACGGCAGCCUACGAAGGACCACUGGAGAGCACAACUCGCGUGACAGACAUCGAAGGUGAGCCUCUCACCUAUCAUGUGAGCGUGUACCACAGUGGCAGAUCUGAUGAACCGGCACCUAAACCAGAGAAACCCGAAGAAGAGCCACUCGACAUCGCUGAAGCAGCCAAGGCUCUCGGUGGAAAGAUCAGUGGCUUCUUCAAGAAGGGUCCUGCUCAUCUCGACUAUCCCGUAUCGGAAGUCUACGAGGGACCACUUGACAGCACGAAUCGCGUCACUGACAUUGAAGGUGAACCACUCACCCACCAUGUCACAGUCUACCACAGCGGAAGAUCUGAUGAGCCAAUGCCGAAGCCAGAAGAAGAGCCCAGAAUUGACAUCGCUGAUGCUGCCAAGACCUUCGGUGACAAGAUCACUGGACUGUUCAAGAGAAGACCAACUAUUCCUGACUAUCCAAUUUCAGAACCGUACGAAGGUCCACUGGAAGCUACGAACAAACGAGAAGAUAUCGAAUCUCAGCCAAUUCACAAUAUCGUCACUGUGUAUCACAGUGGCCGAUCCGAUAUUCCUCAAGAGCCAGUCGCACCACCACCAGCUCCAGUCGAAGUUAUUGCAGUUGUUCCUGCAAGAGACAUGUACUACGACUAUCCUUCUACGGCAGCCUACGAAGGACCACUGGAGAGCACAACUCGCGUGACAGACAUCGAAGGUGAGCCUCUCACCUAUCAUGUGAGCGUGUACCACAGUGGCAGAUCUGAUGAACCGGCACCUAAACCAGAGAAACCCGAAGAAGAGCCACUCGACAUCGCUGAAGCAGCCAAGGCUCUCGGUGGAAAGAUCAGUGGCUUCUUCAAGAAGGGUCCUGCUCAUCUCGACUAUCCCGUAUCGGAAGUCUACGAGGGACCACUUGACAGCACGAAUCGCGUCACUGACAUUGAAGGUGAACCACUCACCCACCAUGUCACAGUCUACCACAGCGGAAGAUCUGAUGAGCCAAUGCCGAAGCCAGAAGAAGAGCCCAGAAUUGACAUCGCUGAUGCUGCCAAGACCUUCGGUGACAAGAUCACUGGACUGUUCAAGAGAAGACCAACUAUUCCUGACUAUCCAAUUUCAGAACCGUACGAAGGUCCACUGGAAGCUACGAACAAACGAGAAGAUAUCGAAUCUCAGCCAAUUCACAAUAUCGUCACUGUGUAUCACAGUGGCCGAUCCGAUAUUCCUCAAGAGCCAGUCGCACCACCACCAGCUCCAGUCGAAGUUAUUGCAGUUGUUCCUGCAAGAGACAUGUACUACGACUAUCCUUCUACGGCAGCCUACGAAGGACCACUGGAGAGCACAACUCGCGUGACAGACAUCGAAGGUGAGCCUCUCACCUAUCAUGUGAGCGUGUACCACAGUGGCAGAUCUGAUGAACCGGCACCUAAACCAGAGAAACCCGAAGAAGAGCCACUCGACAUCGCUGAAGCAGCCAAGGCUCUCGGUGGAAAGAUCAGUGGCUUCUUCAAGAAGGGUCCUGCUCAUCUCGACUAUCCCGUAUCGGAAGUCUACGAGGGACCACUUGACAGCACGAAUCGCGUCACUGACAUUGAAGGUGAACCACUCACCCACCAUGUCACAGUCUACCACAGCGGAAGAUCUGAUGAGCCAAUGCCGAAGCCAGAAGAAGAGCCCAGAAUUGACAUCGCUGAUGCUGCCAAGACCUUCGGUGACAAGAUCACUGGACUGUUCAAGAGAAGACCAACUAUUCCUGACUAUCCAAUUUCAGAACCGUACGAAGGUCCACUGGAAGCUACGAACAAACGAGAAGAUAUCGAAUCUCAGCCAAUUCACAAUAUCGUCACUGUGUAUCACAGUGGCCGAUCCGAUAUUCCUCAAGAGCCAGUCGCACCACCACCAGCUCCAGUCGAAGUUAUUGCAGUUGUUCCUGCAAGAGACAUGUACUACGACUAUCCUUCUACGGCAGCCUACGAAGGACCACUGGAGAGCACAACUCGCGUGACAGACAUCGAAGGUGAGCCUCUCACCUAUCAUGUGAGCGUGUACCACAGUGGCAGAUCUGAUGAACCGGCACCUAAACCAGAGAAACCCGAAGAAGAGCCACUCGACAUCGCUGAAGCAGCCAAGGCUCUCGGUGGAAAGAUCAGUGGCUUCUUCAAGAAGGGUCCUGCUCAUCUCGACUAUCCCGUAUCGGAAGUCUACGAGGGACCACUUGACAGCACGAAUCGCGUCACUGACAUUGAAGGUGAACCACUCACCCACCAUGUCACAGUCUACCACAGCGGAAGAUCUGAUGAGCCAAUGCCGAAGCCAGAAGAAGAGCCCAGAAUUGACAUCGCUGAUGCUGCCAAGACCUUCGGUGACAAGAUCACUGGACUGUUCAAGAGAAGACCAACUAUUCCUGACUAUCCAAUUUCAGAACCGUACGAAGGUCCACUGGAAGCUACGAACAAACGAGAAGAUAUCGAAUCUCAGCCAAUUCACAAUAUCGUCACUGUGUAUCACAGUGGCCGAUCCGAUAUUCCUCAAGAGCCAGUCGCACCACCACCAGCUCCAGUCGAAGUUAUUGCAGUUGUUCCUGCAAGAGACAUGUACUACGACUAUCCUUCUACGGCAGCCUACGAAGGACCACUGGAGAGCACAACUCGCGUGACAGACAUCGAAGGUGAGCCUCUCACCUAUCAUGUGAGCGUGUACCACAGUGGCAGAUCUGAUGAACCGGCACCUAAACCAGAGAAACCCGAAGAAGAGCCACUCGACAUCGCUGAAGCAGCCAAGGCUCUCGGUGGAAAGAUCAGUGGCUUCUUCAAGAAGGGUCCUGCUCAUCUCGACUAUCCCGUAUCGGAAGUCUACGAGGGACCACUUGACAGCACGAAUCGCGUCACUGACAUUGAAGGUGAACCACUCACCCACCAUGUCACAGUCUACCACAGCGGAAGAUCUGAUGAGCCAAUGCCGAAGCCAGAAGAAGAGCCCAGAAUUGACAUCGCUGAUGCUGCCAAGACCUUCGGUGACAAGAUCACUGGACUGUUCAAGAGAAGACCAACUAUUCCUGACUAUCCAAUUUCAGAACCGUACGAAGGUCCACUGGAAGCUACGAACAAACGAGAAGAUAUCGAAUCUCAGCCAAUUCACAAUAUCGUCACUGUGUAUCACAGUGGCCGAUCCGAUAUUCCUCAAGAGCCAGUCGCACCACCACCAGCUCCAGUCGAAGUUAUUGCAGUUGUUCCUGCAAGAGACAUGUACUACGACUAUCCUACUACGGCAGCCUACGAAGGACCACUGGAGAGCACAACUCGCGUGACAGACAUCGAAGGUGAGCCUCUCACCUAUCAUGUGAGCGUGUACCACAGUAGCAGAUCUGAUGAACCGGCACCUAAACCAGAGAAACCCGAAGAAGAGCCACUCGACAUCGCUGAAGCAGCCAAGGCUCUCGGUGGAAAGAUCAGUGGCUUCUUCAAGAAGGGUCCUGCUCAUCUCGACUAUCCCGUAUCGGAAGUCUACGAGGGACCACUUGACAGCACGAAUCGCGUCACUGACAUUGAAGGUGAACCACUCACCCACCAUGUCACAGUCUACCACAGCGGAAGAUCUGAUGAGCCAAUGCCGAAGCCAGAAGAAGAGCCCAGAAUUGACAUCGCUGAUGCUGCCAAGACCUUCGGUGACAAGAUCACUGGACUGUUCAAGAGAAGACCAACUAUUCCUGACUAUCCAAUUUCAGAACCGUACGAAGGUCCACUGGAAGCUACGAACAAACGAGAAGAUAUCGAAUCUCAGCCAAUUCACAAUAUCGUCACUGUGUAUCACAGUGGCCGAUCCGAUAUUCCUCAAGAGCCAGUCGCACCACCACCAGCUCCAGUCGAAGUUAUUGCAGUUGUUCCUGCAAGAGACAUGUACUACGACUAUCCUACUACGGCAGCCUACGAAGGACCACUGGAGAGCACAACUCGCGUGACAGACAUCGAAGGUGAGCCUCUCACCUAUCAUGUGAGCGUGUACCACAGUGGCAGAUCUGAUGAACCGGCACCUAAACCAGAGAAACCCGAAGAAGAGCCACUCGACAUCGCUGAAGCAGCCAAGGCUCUCGGUGGAAAGAUCAGUGGCUUCUUCAAGAAGGGUCCUGCUCAUCUCGACUAUCCCGUAUCGGAAGUCUACGAGGGACCACUUGACAGCACGAAUCGCGUCACUGACAUUGAAGGUGAACCACUCACCCACCAUGUCACAGUCUACCACAGCGGAAGAUCUGAUGAGCCAAUGCCGAAGCCAGAAGAAGAGCCCAGAAUUGACAUCGCUGAUGCUGCCAAGACCUUCGGUGACAAGAUCACUGGACUGUUCAAGAGAAGACCAACUAUUCCUGACUAUCCAAUUUCAGAACCGUACGAAGGUCCACUGGAAGCUACGAACAAACGAGAAGAUAUCGAAUCUCAGCCAAUUCACAAUAUCGUCACUGUGUAUCACAGUGGCCGAUCCGAUAUUCCUCAAGAGCCAGUCGCACCACCACCAGCUCCAGUCGAAGUUAUUGCAGUUGUUCCUGCAAGAGACAUGUACUACGACUAUCCUACUACGGCAGCCUACGAAGGACCACUGGAGAGCACAACUCGCGUGACAGACAUCGAAGGUGAGCCUCUCACCUAUCAUGUGAGCGUGUACCACAGUGGCAGAUCUGAUGAACCGGCACCUAAACCAGAGAAACCCGAAGAAGAGCCACUCGACAUCGCUGAAGCAGCCAAGGCUCUCGGUGGAAAGAUCAGUGGCUUCUUCAAGAAGGGUCCUGCUCAUCUCGACUAUCCCGUAUCGGAAGUCUACGAGGGACCACUUGACAGCACGAAUCGCGUCACUGACAUUGAAGGUGAACCACUCACCCACCAUGUCACAGUCUACCACAGCGGAAGAUCUGAUGAGCCAAUGCCGAAGCCAGAAGAAGAGCCCAGAAUUGACAUCGCUGAUGCUGCCAAGACCUUCGGUGACAAGAUCACUGGACUGUUCAAGAGAAGACCAACUAUUCCUGACUAUCCAAUUUCAGAACCGUACGAAGGUCCACUGGAAGCUACGAACAAACGAGAAGAUAUCGAAUCUCAGCCAAUUCACAAUAUCGUCACUGUGUAUCACAGUGGCCGAUCCGAUAUUCCUCAAGAGCCAGUCGCACCACCACCAGCUCCAGUCGAAGUUAUUGCAGUUGUUCCUGCAAGAGACAUGUACUACGACUAUCCUUCUACGGCAGCCUACGAAGGACCACUGGAGAGCACAACUCGCGUGACAGACAUCGAAGGUGAGCCUCUCACCUAUCAUGUGAGCGUGUACCACAGUGGCAGAUCUGAUGAACCGGCACCUAAACCAGAGAAACCCGAAGAAGAGCCACUCGACAUCGCUGAAGCAGCCAAGGCUCUCGGUGGAAAGAUCAGUGGCUUCUUCAAGAAGGGUCCUGCUCAUCUCGACUAUCCCGUAUCGGAAGUCUACGAGGGACCACUUGACAGCACGAAUCGCGUCACUGACAUUGAAGGUGAACCACUCACCCACCAUGUCACAGUCUACCACAGCGGAAGAUCUGAUGAGCCAAUGCCGAAGCCAGAAGAAGAGCCCAGAAUUGACAUCGCUGAUGCUGCCAAGACCUUCGGUGACAAGAUCACUGGACUGUUCAAGAGAAGACCAACUAUUCCUGACUAUCCAAUUUCAGAACCGUACGAAGGUCCACUGGAAGCUACGAACAAACGAGAAGAUAUCGAAUCUCAGCCAAUUCACAAUAUCGUCACUGUGUAUCACAGUGGCCGAUCCGAUAUUCCUCAAGAGCCAGUCGCACCACCACCAGCUCCAGUCGAAGUUAUUGCAGUUGUUCCUGCAAGAGACAUGUACUACGACUAUCCUACUACGGCAGCCUACGAAGGACCACUGGAGAGCACAACUCGCGUGACAGACAUCGAAGGUGAGCCUCUCACCUAUCAUGUGAGCGUGUACCACAGUAGCAGAUCUGAUGAACCGGCACCUAAACCAGAGAAACCCGAAGAAGAGCCACUCGACAUCGCUGAAGCAGCCAAGGCUCUCGGUGGAAAGAUCAGUGGCUUCUUCAAGAAGGGUCCUGCUCAUCUCGACUAUCCCGUAUCGGAAGUCUACGAGGGACCACUUGACAGCACGAAUCGCGUCACUGACAUUGAAGGUGAACCACUCACCCACCAUGUCACAGUCUACCACAGCGGAAGAUCUGAUGAGCCAAUGCCGAAGCCAGAAGAAGAGCCCAGAAUUGACAUCGCUGAUGCUGCCAAGACCUUCGGUGACAAGAUCACUGGACUGUUCAAGAGAAGACCAACUAUUCCUGACUAUCCAAUUUCAGAACCGUACGAAGGUCCACUGGAAGCUACGAACAAACGAGAAGAUAUCGAAUCUCAGCCAAUUCACAAUAUCGUCACUGUGUAUCACAGUGGCCGAUCCGAUAUUCCUCAAGAGCCAGUCGCACCACCACCAGCUCCAGUCGAAGUUAUUGCAGUUGUUCCUGCAAGAGACAUGUACUACGACUAUCCUACUACGGCAGCCUACGAAGGACCACUGGAGAGCACAACUCGCGUGACAGACAUCGAAGGUGAGCCUCUCACCUAUCAUGUGAGCGUGUACCACAGUGGCAGAUCUGAUGAACCGGCACCUAAACCAGAGAAACCCGAAGAAGAGCCACUCGACAUCGCUGAAGCAGCCAAGGCUCUCGGUGGAAAGAUCAGUGGCUUCUUCAAGAAGGGUCCUGCUCAUCUCGACUAUCCCGUAUCGGAAGUCUACGAGGGACCACUUGACAGCACGAAUCGCGUCACUGACAUUGAAGGUGAACCACUCACCCACCAUGUCACAGUCUACCACAGCGGAAGAUCUGAUGAGCCAAUGCCGAAGCCAGAAGAAGAGCCCAGAAUUGACAUCGCUGAUGCUGCCAAGACCUUCGGUGACAAGAUCACUGGACUGUUCAAGAGAAGACCAACUAUUCCUGACUAUCCAAUUUCAGAACCGUACGAAGGUCCACUGGAAGCUACGAACAAACGAGAAGAUAUCGAAUCUCAGCCAAUUCACAAUAUCGUCACUGUGUAUCACAGUGGCCGAUCCGAUAUUCCUCAAGAGCCAGUCGCACCACCACCAGCUCCAGUCGAAGUUAUUGCAGUUGUUCCUGCAAGAGACAUGUACUACGACUAUCCUACUACGGCAGCCUACGAAGGACCACUGGAGAGCACAACUCGCGUGACAGACAUCGAAGGUGAGCCUCUCACCUAUCAUGUGAGCGUGUACCACAGUGGCAGAUCUGAUGAACCGGCACCUAAACCAGAGAAACCCGAAGAAGAGCCACUCGACAUCGCUGAAGCAGCCAAGGCUCUCGGUGGAAAGAUCAGUGGCUUCUUCAAGAAGGGUCCUGCUCAUCUCGACUAUCCCGUAUCGGAAGUCUACGAGGGACCACUUGACAGCACGAAUCGCGUCACUGACAUUGAAGGUGAACCACUCACCCACCAUGUCACAGUCUACCACAGCGGAAGAUCUGAUGAGCCAAUGCCGAAGCCAGAAGAAGAGCCCAGAAUUGACAUCGCUGAUGCUGCCAAGACCUUCGGUGACAAGAUCACUGGACUGUUCAAGAGAAGACCAACUAUUCCUGACUAUCCAAUUUCAGAACCGUACGAAGGUCCACUGGAAGCUACGAACAAACGAGAAGAUAUCGAAUCUCAGCCAAUUCACAAUAUCGUCACUGUGUAUCACAGUGGCCGAUCCGAUAUUCCUCAAGAGCCAGUCGCACCACCACCAGCUCCAGUCGAAGUUAUUGCAGUUGUUCCUGCAAGAGACAUGUACUACGACUAUCCUUCUACGGCAGCCUACGAAGGACCACUGGAGAGCACAACUCGCGUGACAGACAUCGAAGGUGAGCCUCUCACCUAUCAUGUGAGCGUGUACCACAGUGGCAGAUCUGAUGAACCGGCACCUAAACCAGAGAAACCCGAAGAAGAGCCACUCGACAUCGCUGAAGCAGCCAAGGCUCUCGGUGGAAAGAUCAGUGGCUUCUUCAAGAAGGGUCCUGCUCAUCUCGACUAUCCCGUAUCGGAAGUCUACGAGGGACCACUUGACAGCACGAAUCGCGUCACUGACAUUGAAGGUGAACCACUCACCCACCAUGUCACAGUCUACCACAGCGGAAGAUCUGAUGAGCCAAUGCCGAAGCCAGAAGAAGAGCCCAGAAUUGACAUCGCUGAUGCUGCCAAGACCUUCGGUGACAAGAUCACUGGACUGUUCAAGAGAAGACCAACUAUUCCUGACUAUCCAAUUUCAGAACCGUACGAAGGUCCACUGGAAGCUACGAACAAACGAGAAGAUAUCGAAUCUCAGCCAAUUCACAAUAUCGUCACUGUGUAUCACAGUGGCCGAUCCGAUAUUCCUCAAGAGCCAGUCGCACCACCACCAGCUCCAGUCGAAGUUAUUGCAGUUGUUCCUGCAAGAGACAUGUACUACGACUAUCCUACUACGGCAGCCUACGAAGGACCACUGGAGAGCACAACUCGCGUGACAGACAUCGAAGGUGAGCCUCUCACCUAUCAUGUGAGCGUGUACCACAGUGGCAGAUCUGAUGAACCGGCACCUAAACCAGAGAAACCCGAAGAAGAGCCACUCGACAUCGCUGAAGCAGCCAAGGCUCUCGGUGGAAAGAUCAGUGGCUUCUUCAAGAAGGGUCCUGCUCAUCUCGACUAUCCCGUAUCGGAAGUCUACGAGGGACCACUUGACAGCACGAAUCGCGUCACUGACAUUGAAGGUGAACCACUCACCCACCAUGUCACAGUCUACCACAGCGGAAGAUCUGAUGAGCCAAUGCCGAAGCCAGAAGAAGAGCCCAGAAUUGACAUCGCUGAUGCUGCCAAGACCUUCGGUGACAAGAUCACUGGACUGUUCAAGAGAAGACCAACUAUUCCUGACUAUCCAAUUUCAGAACCGUACGAAGGUCCACUGGAAGCUACGAACAAACGAGAAGAUAUCGAAUCUCAGCCAAUUCACAAUAUCGUCACUGUGUAUCACAGUGGCCGAUCCGAUAUUCCUCAAGAGCCAGUCGCACCACCACCAGCUCCAGUCGAAGUUAUUGCAGUUGUUCCUGCAAGAGACAUGUACUACGACUAUCCUACUACGGCAGCCUACGAAGGACCACUGGAGAGCACAACUCGCGUGACAGACAUCGAAGGUGAGCCUCUCACCUAUCAUGUGAGCGUGUACCACAGUGGCAGAUCUGAUGAACCGGCACCUAAACCAGAGAAACCCGAAGAAGAGCCACUCGACAUCGCUGAAGCAGCCAAGGCUCUCGGUGGAAAGAUCAGUGGCUUCUUCAAGAAGGGUCCUGCUCAUCUCGACUAUCCCGUAUCGGAAGUCUACGAGGGACCACUUGACAGCACGAAUCGCGUCACUGACAUUGAAGGUGAACCACUCACCCACCAUGUCACAGUCUACCACAGCGGAAGAUCUGAUGAGCCAAUGCCGAAGCCAGAAGAAGAGCCCAGAAUUGACAUCGCUGAUGCUGCCAAGACCUUCGGUGACAAGAUCACUGGACUGUUCAAAAGAAGACCAACUAUUCCUGACUAUCCAAUUUCAGAACCGUACGAAGGUCCACUGGAAGCUACGAACAAACGAGAAGAUAUCGAAUCUCAGCCAAUUCACAAUAUCGUCACUGUGUAUCACAGUGGCCGAUCCGAUAUUCCUCAAGAGCCAGUCGCACCACCACCAGCUCCAGUCGAAGUUAUUGCAGUUGUUCCUGCAAGAGACAUGUACUACGACUAUCCUACUACGGCAGCCUACGAAGGACCACUGGAGAGCACAACUCGCGUGACAGACAUCGAAGGUGAGCCUCUCACCUAUCAUGUGAGCGUGUACCACAGUGGCAGAUCUGAUGAACCGGCACCUAAACCAGAGAAACCCGAAGAAGAGCCACUCGACAUCGCUGAAGCAGCCAAGGCUCUCGGUGGAAAGAUCAGUGGCUUCUUCAAGAAGGGUCCUGCUCAUCUCGACUAUCCCGUAUCGGAAGUCUACGAGGGACCACUUGACAGCACGAAUCGCGUCACUGACAUUGAAGGUGAACCACUCACCCACCAUGUCACAGUCUACCACAGCGGAAGAUCUGAUGAGCCAAUGCCGAAGCCAGAAGAAGAGCCCAGAAUUGACAUCGCUGAUGCUGCCAAGACCUUCGGUGACAAGAUCACUGGACUGUUCAAAAGAAGACCAACUAUUCCUGACUAUCCAAUUUCAGAACCGUACGAAGGUCCACUGGAAGCUACGAACAAACGAGAAGAUAUCGAAUCUCAGCCAAUUCACAAUAUCGUCACUGUGUAUCACAGUGGCCGAUCCGAUAUUCCUCAAGAGCCAGUCGCACCACCACCAGCUCCAGUCGAAGUUAUUGCAGUUGUUCCUGCAAGAGACAUGUACUACGACUAUCCUACUACGGCAGCCUACGAAGGACCACUGGAGAGCACAACUCGCGUGACAGACAUCGAAGGUGAGCCUCUCACCUAUCAUGUGAGCGUGUACCACAGUGGCAGAUCUGAUGAACCGGCACCUAAACCAGAGAAACCCGAAGAAGAGCCACUCGACAUCGCUGAAGCAGCCAAGGCUCUCGGUGGAAAGAUCAGUGGCUUCUUCAAGAAGGGUCCUGCUCAUCUCGACUAUCCCGUAUCGGAAGUCUACGAGGGACCACUUGACAGCACGAAUCGCGUCACUGACAUUGAAGGUGAACCACUCACCCACCAUGUCACAGUCUACCACAGCGGAAGAUCUGAUGAGCCAAUGCCGAAGCCAGAAGAAGAGCCCAGAAUUGACAUCGCUGAUGCUGCCAAGACCUUCGGUGACAAGAUCACUGGACUGUUCAAAAGAAGACCAACUAUUCCUGACUAUCCAAUUUCAGAACCGUACGAAGGUCCACUGGAAGCUACGAACAAACGAGAAGAUAUCGAAUCUCAGCCAAUUCACAAUAUCGUCACUGUGUAUCACAGUGGCCGAUCCGAUAUUCCUCAAGAGCCAGUCGCACCACCACCAGCUCCAGUCGAAGUUAUUGCAGUUGUUCCUGCAAGAGACAUGUACUACGACUAUCCUACUACGGCAGCCUACGAAGGACCACUGGAGAGCACAACUCGCGUGACAGACAUCGAAGGUGAGCCUCUCACCUAUCAUGUGAGCGUGUACCACAGUGGCAGAUCUGAUGAACCGGCACCUAAACCAGAGAAACCCGAAGAAGAGCCACUCGACAUCGCUGAAGCAGCCAAGGCUCUCGGUGGAAAGAUCAGUGGCUUCUUCAAGAAGGGUCCUGCUCAUCUCGACUAUCCCGUAUCGGAAGUCUACGAGGGACCACUUGACAGCACGAAUCACGUCACUGACAUUGAAGGUGAACCACUCACCCACCAUGUCACAGUCUACCACAGCGGAAGAUCUGAUGAGCCAAUGCCGAAGCCAGAAGAAGAGCCCAGAAUUGACAUCGCUGAUGCUGCCAAGACCUUCGAACCGUACGAAGGUCCACUGGAAGCUACGAACAAACGAGAAGAUAUCGAAUCUCAGCCAAUUCACAAUAUCGUCACUGUGUAUCACAGUGGCCGAUCCGAUAUUCCUCAAGAGCCAGUCGCACCACCACCAGCUCCAGUCGAAGUUAUUGCAGUUGUUCCUGCAAGAGACAUGUACUACGACUAUCCUACUACGGCAGCCUACGAAGGACCACUGGAGAGCACAACUCGCGUGACAGACAUCGAAGGUGAGCCUCUCACCUAUCAUGUGAGCGUGUACCACAGUGGCAGAUCUGAUGAACCGGCACCUAAACCAGAGAAACCCGAAGAAGAGCCACUCGACAUCGCUGAAGCAGCCAAGGCUCUCGGUGGAAAGAUCAGUGGCUUCUUCAAGAAGGGUCCUGCUCAUCUCGACUAUCCCGUAUCGGAAGUCUACGAGGGACCACUUGACAGCACGAAUCACGUCACUGACAUUGAAGGUGAACCACUCACCCACCAUGUCACAGUCUACCACAGCGGAAGAUCUGAUGAGCCAAUGCCGAAGCCAGAAGAAGAGCCCAGAAUUGACAUCGCUGAUGCUGCCAAGACCUUCGGUGACAAGAUCACUGGACUGUUCAAGAGAAGACCAACUAUUCCUGACUAUCCAAUUUCAGAACCGUACGAAGGUCCACUGGAAGCUACGAACAAACGAGAAGAUAUCGAAUCUCAGCCAAUUCGCAAUAUCGUCACUGUGUAUCACAGUGGCCGAUCCGAUAUUCCUCAAGAGCCAGUCGCACCACCACCAGCUCCAGUCGAAGUUAUUGCAGUUGUUCCUGCAAGAGACAUGUACUACGACUAUCCUACUACGGCAGCCUACGAAGGACCACUGGAGAGCACAACUCGCGUGACAGACAUCGAAGGUGAGCCUCUCACCUAUCAUGUGAGCGUGUACCACAGUGGCAGAUCUGAUGAACCGGCACCUAAACCAGAGAAACCCGAAGAAGAGCCACUCGACAUCGCUGAAGCAGCCAAGGCUCUCGGUGGAAAGAUCAGUGGCUUCUUCAAGAAGGGUCCUGCUCAUCUCGACUAUCCCGUAUCGGAAGUCUACGAGGGACCACUUGACAGCACGAAUCGCGUCACUGACAUUGAAGGUGAACCACUCACCCACCAUGUCACAGUCUACCACAGCGGAAGAUCUGAUGAGCCAAUGCCGAAGCCAGAAGAAGAGCCCAGAAUUGACAUCGCUGAUGCUGCCAAGACCUUCGGUGACAAGAUCACUGGACUGUUCAAAAGAAGACCAACUAUUCCUGACUAUCCAAUUUCAGAACCGUACGAAGGUCCACUGGAAGCUACGAACAAACGAGAAGAUAUCGAAUCUCAGCCAAUUCACAAUAUCGUCACUGUGUAUCACAGUGGCCGAUCCGAUAUUCCUCAAGAGCCAGUCGCACCACCACCAGCUCCAGUCGAAGUUAUUGCAGUUGUUCCUGCAAGAGACAUGUACUACGACUAUCCUACUACGGCAGCCUACGAAGGACCACUGGAGAGCACAACUCGCGUGACAGACAUCGAAGGUGAGCCUCUCACCUAUCAUGUGAGCGUGUACCACAGUGGCAGAUCUGAUGAACCGGCACCUAAACCAGAGAAACCCGAAGAAGAGCCACUCGACAUCGCUGAAGCAGCCAAGGCUCUCGGUGGAAAGAUCAGUGGCUUCUUCAAGAAGGGUCCUGCUCAUCUCGACUAUCCCGUAUCGGAAUUCUACGAGGGACCACUUGACAGCACGAAUCACGUCACUGACAUUGAAGGUGAACCACUCACCCACCAUGUCACAGUCUACCACAGCGGAAGAUCUGAUGAGCCAAUGCCGAAGCCAGAAGAAGAGCCCAGAAUUGACAUCGCUGAUGCUGCCAAGACCUUCGGUGACAAGAUCACUGGACUGUUCAAGAGAAGACCAACUAUUCCUGACUAUCCAAUUUCAGAACCGUACGAAGGUCCACUGGAAGCUACGAACAAACGAGAAGAUAUCGAAUCUCAGCCAAUUCGCAAUAUCGUCACUGUGUAUCACAGUGGCCGAUCCGAUAUUCCUCAAGAGCCAGUCGCACCACCACCAGCUCCAGUCGAAGUUAUUGCAGUUGUUCCUGCAAGAGACAUGUACUACGACUAUCCUACUACGGCAGCCUACGAAGGACCACUGGAGAGCACAACUCGCGUGACAGACAUCGAAGGUGAGCCUCUCACCUAUCAUGUGAGCGUGUACCACAGUGGCAGAUCUGAUGAACCGGCACCUAAACCAGAGAAACCCGAAGAAGAGCCACUCGACAUCGCUGAAGCAGCCAAGGCUCUCGGUGGAAAGAUCAGUGGAUUCUUCAAGAAGGGUCCUGCUCAUCUCGACUAUCCCGUAUCGGAAGUCUACGAGGGACCACUUGACAGCACGAAUCGCGUCACUGACAUUGAAGGUGAACCACUCACCCACCAUGUCACAGUCUACCACAGCGGAAGAUCUGAUGAGCCAGUGCCGAAGCCAGAAGAAGAGCCCAGAAUUGACAUCGCUGAUGCUGCCAAGACCUUCGGUGACAAGAUCACUGGACUGUUCAAGAGAAGACCAACUAUUCCUGACUAUCCAAUAUCAGAACCGUACAAAGGUCCACUGGAAGCUACGAACAAACGAGAAGAUAUCGAAUCUCAGCCAAUUCACAAUAUAGUCACUGUGUAUCACAGUGGCCGAUCCGAUAUUCCUCAAGAGCCAGUCGCACCACCACCAGCUCCAGUCGAAGUUAUUGCAGUUGUUCCUGCAAGAGACAUGUACUACGACUAUCCUACUACGGCAGCCUACGAAGGACCACUGGAGAGCACAACUCGCGUGACAGACAUCGAAGGUGAGCCUCUCACCUAUUAUGUGAGCGUGUACCACAGUGGCAGAUCUGACGAACCGGCACCUAAACCAGAGAAACCCGAAGAAGAGCCACUCGACAUCGCUGAAGCAGCCAAGGCUCUCGGUGGAAAGAUCAGUGGCUUCUUCAAGAAGGGUCCUGCUCAUCUCGACUAUCCCGUAUCGGAAGUCUACGAGGGACCACUUGACAGCACGAAUCGCGUCACUGACAUUGAAGGUGAACCACUCACCCACCAUGUCACAGUCUACCACAGCGGAAGAUCUGAUGAGCCAGUGCCGAAGCCAGAAGAAGAGCCCAGAAUUGACAUCGCUGAUGCUGCCAAGACCUUCGGUGACAAGAUCACUGGACUGUUCAAGAGAAGACCAACUAUUCCUGACUAUCCAAUUUCAGAACCGUACGAAGGUCCACUGGAAGCUACGAACAAACGAGAAGAUAUCGAAUCUCAGCCAAUUCACAAUAUCGUCACUGUGUAUCACAGUGGCCGAUCCGAUAUUCCUCAAGAGCCAGUCGCACCACCACCAGCUCCAGUCGAAGUUAUUGCAGUUGUUCCUGCAAGAGACAUGUACUACGACUAUCCUACUACGGCAGCCUACGAAGGACCACUGGAGAGCACAACUCGCGUGACAGACAUCGAAGGUGAGCCUCUCACCUAUCAUGUGAGCGUGUACCACAGUGGCAGAUCUGAUGAACCGGCACCUAAACCAGAGAAACCCGAAGAAGAGCCACUCGACAUCGCUGAAGCAGCCAAGGCUCUCGGUGGAAAGAUCAGUGGCUUCUUCAAGAAGGGUCCUGCUCAUCUCGACUAUCCCGUAUCGGAAGUCUACGAGGGACCACUUGACAGCACGAAUCACGUCACUGACAUUGAAGGUGAACCACUCACCCACCAUGUCACAGUCUACCACAGCGGAAGAUCUGAUGAGCCAAUGCCGAAGCCAGAAGAAGAGCCCAGAAUUGACAUCGCUGAUGCUGCCAAGACCUUCGGUGACAAGAUCACUGGACUGUUCAAGAGAAGACCAACUAUUCCUGACUAUCCAAUUUCAGAACCGUACGAAGGUCCACUGGAAGCUACGAACAAACGAGAAGAUAUCGAAUCUCAGCCAAUUCGCAAUAUCGUCACUGUGUAUCACAGUGGCCGAUCCGAUAUUCCUCAAGAGCCAGUCGCACCACCACCAGCUCCAGUCGAAGUUAUUGCAGUUGUUCCUGCAAGAGACAUGUACUACGACUAUCCUACUACGGCAGCCUACGAAGGACCACUGGAGAGCACAACUCGCGUGACAGACAUCGAAGGUGAGCCUCUCACCUAUCAUGUGAGCGUGUACCACAGUGGCAGAUCUGAUGAACCGGCACCUAAACCAGAGAAACCCGAAGAAGAGCCACUCGACAUCGCUGAAGCAGCCAAGGCUCUCGGUGGAAAGAUCAGUGGCUUCUUCAAGAAGGGUCCUGCUCAUCUCGACUAUCCCGUAUCGGAAGUCUACGAGGGACCACUUGACAGCACGAAUCACGUCACUGACAUUGAAGGUGAACCACUCACCCACCAUGUCACAGUCUACCACAGCGGAAGAUCUGAUGAGCCAAUGCCGAAGCCAGAAGAAGAGCCCAGAAUUGACAUCGCUGAUGCUGCCAAGACCUUCGGUGACAAGAUCACUGGACUGUUCAAGAGAAGACCAACUAUUCCUGACUAUCCAAUUUCAGAACCGUACGAAGGUCCACUGGAAGCUACGAACAAACGAGAAGAUAUCGAAUCUCAGCCAAUUCACAAUAUCGUCACUGUGUAUCACAGUGGCCGAUCCGAUAUUCCUCAAGAGCCAGUCGCACCACCACCAGCUCCAGUCGAAGUUAUUGCAGUUGUUCCUGCAAGAGACAUGUACUACGACUAUCCUACUACGGCAGCCUACGAAGGACCACUGGAGAGCACAACUCGCGUGACAGACAUCGAAGGUGAGCCUCUCACCUAUCAUGUGAGCGUGUACCACAGUGGCAGAUCUGAUGAACCGGCACCUAAACCAGAGAAACCCGAAGAAGAGCCACUCGACAUCGCUGAAGCAGCCAAGGCUCUCGGUGGAAAGAUCAGUGGCUUCUUCAAGAAGGGUCCUGCUCAUCUCGACUAUCCCGUAUCGGAAGUCUACGAGGGACCACUUGACAGCACGAAUCGCGUCACUGACAUUGAAGGUGAACCACUCACCCACCAUGUCAAAGUCUACCACAGCGGAAGAUCUGAUGAGCCAAUGCCGAAGCCAGAAGAAGAGCCCAGAAUUGACAUCGCUGAUGCUGCCAAGACCUUCGGUGACAAGAUCACUGGACUGUUCAAGAGAAGACCAACUAUUCCUGACUAUCCAAUUUCAGAACCGUACGAAGGUCCACUGGAAGCUACGAACAAACGAGAAGAUAUCGAAUCUCAGCCAAUUCGCAAUAUCGUCACUGUGUAUCACAGUGGCCGAUCCGAUAUUCCUCAAGAGCCAGUCGCACCACCACCAGCUCCAGUCGAAGUUAUUGCAAUUGUUCCUGCAAGAGACAUGUACUACGACUAUCCUACAACGGCAGCCUACGAAGGACCACUGGAGAGCACAACUCGCGUGACAGACAUCGAAGGUGAGCCUCUCACCUAUCAUGUGAGCGUGUACCACAGUGGCAGAUCUGAUGAACCGGCACCUAAACCAGAGAAACCCGAAGAAGAGCCACUCGACAUCGCUGAAGCAGCCAAGGCUCUCGGUGGAAAGAUCAGUGGCUUCUUCAAGAAGGGUCCUGCUCAUCUCGACUAUCCCGUAUCGGAAGUCUACGAGGGACCACUUGACAGCACGAAUCACGUCACUGACAUUGAAGGUGAACCACUCACCCACCAUGUCACAGUCUACCACAGCGGAAGAUCUGAUGAGCCAAUGCCGAAGCCAGAAGAAGAGCCCAGAAUUGACAUCGCUGAUGCUGCCAAGACCUUCGGUGACAAGAUCACUGGACUGUUCAAGAGAAGACCAACUAUUCCUGACUAUCCAAUUUCAGAACCGUACGAAGGUCCACUGGAAGCUACGAACAAACGAGAAGAUAUCGAAUCUCAGCCAAUUCACAAUAUCGUCACUGUGUAUCACAGUGGCCGAUCCGAUAUUCCUCAAGAGCCAGUCGCACCACCACCAGCUCCAGUCGAAGUUAUUGCAGUUGUUCCUGCAAGAGACAUGUACUACGACUAUCCUACUACGGCAGCCUACGAAGGACCACUGGAGAGCACAACUCGCGUGACAGACAUCGAAGGUGAGCCUCUCACCUAUCAUGUGAGCGUGUACCACAGUGGCAGAUCUGAUGAACCGGCACCUAAACCAGAGAAACCCGAAGAAGAGCCACUCGACAUCGCUGAAGCAGCCAAGGCUCUCGGUGGAAAGAUCAGUGGCUUCUUCAAGAAGGGUCCUGCUCAUCUCGACUAUCCCGUAUCGGAAGUCUACGAGGGACCACUUGACAGCACGAAUCGCGUCACUGACAUUGAAGGUGAACCACUCACCCACCAUGUCACAGUCUACCACAGCGGAAGAUCUGAUGAGCCAAUGCCGAAGCCAGAAGAAGAGCCCAGAAUUGACAUCGCUGAUGCUGCCAAGACCUUCGGUGACAAGAUCACUGGACUGUUCAAGAGAAGACCAACUAUUCCUGACUAUCCAAUAUCAGAACCGUACGAAGGUCCACUGGAAGCUACGAACAAACGAGAAGAUAUCGAAUCUCAGCCAAUUCACAAUAUCGUCACUGUGUAUCACAGUGGCCGAUCCGAUAUUCCUCAAGAGCCAGUCGCACCACCACCAGCUCCAGUCGAAGUUAUUGCAGUUGUUCCUGCAAGAGACAUGUACUACGACUAUCCUACUACGGCAGCCUACGAAGGACCACUGGAGAGCACAACUCGCGUGACAGACAUCGAAGGUGAGCCUCUCACCUAUCAUGUGAGCGUGUACCACAGUGGCAGAUCUGACGAACCGGCACCUAAACCAGAGAAACCCGAAGAAGAGCCACUCGACAUCGCUGAAGCAGCCAAGGCUCUCGGUGGAAAGAUCAGUGGCUUUUUCAAGAAGGGUCCUGCUCAUCUCGACUAUCCCGUAUCGGAAGUCUACGAGGGACCACUUGACAGCACGAAUCGCGUCACUGACAUUGAAGGUGAACCACUCACCCACCAUGUCACAGUCUACCACAGCGGAAGAUCUGAUGAGCCAGUGCCGAAGCCAGAAGAAGAGCCCAGAAUUGACAUCGCUGAUGCUGCCAAGACCUUCGGUGACAAGAUCACUGGACUGUUCAAGAGAAGACCAACUAUUCCUGACUAUCCAAUAUCAGAACCGUACGAAGGUCCACUGGAAGCUACGAACAAACGAGAAGAUAUCGAAUCUCAGCCAAUUCACAAUAUCGUCACUGUGUAUCACAGUGGCCGAUCCGAUAUUCCUCAAGAGCCAGUCGCACCACCACCAGCUCCAGUCGAAGUUAUUGCAGUUGUUCCUGCAAGAGACAUGUACUACGACUAUCCUACUACGGCAGCCUACGAAGGACCACUGGAGAGCACAACUCGCGUGACAGACAUCGAAGGUGAGCCUCUCACCUAUCAUGUGAGCGUGUACCACAGUGGCAGAUCUGAUGAACCGGCACCUAAACCAGAGAAACUCGAAGAGGAGCCACUCGACAUCGCUGAAGCAGCCAAGGCUCUCGGUGGAAAGAUCAGUGGCUUCUUCAAGAAGGGUCCUGCUCAUCUCGAUUAUCCCGUAUCGGAAGUCUACGAGGGACCACUUGACAGCACGAAUCGCGUCACUGACAUUGAAGGUGAACCACUCACCCACCAUGUCACAGUCUACCACAGCGGAAGAUCUGAUGAGCCAAUGCCGAAGCCAGAAGAAGAGCCCAGAAUUGACAUCGCUGAUGCUGCCAAGACCUUCGGUGAUAAGAUCACUGGACUGUUCAAGAGAAGACCAACUAUUCCUGACUAUCCAAUAUCAGAACCGUAUGAAGGUCCACUGGAAGCUACGAACAAACGAGAAGAUAUCGAAUCUCAGCCAAUUCACAAUAUCGUCACUGUGUAUCACAGUGGCCGAUCCGAUAUUCCUCAAGAGCCAGUCGCACCACCACCAGCUCCAGUCGAAGUUAUUGCAGUUGUUCCUGCAAGAGACAUGUACUACGACUAUCCUACUACGGCAGCCUACGAAGGACCACUGGAGAGCACAACUCGCGUGACAGACAUCGAAGGUGAGCCUCUCACCUAUCAUGUGAGCGUGUACCGCAGUGGCAGAUCUGACGAACCGGCACCUAAACCAGAGAAACCCGAAGAAGAGCCACUCGACAUCGCUGAAGCAGCCAAGGCUCUCGGUGGAAAGAUCAGUGGCUUCUUCAAGAAGGGUCCUGCUCAUCUCGACUAUCCCGUAUCGGAAGUCUACGAGGGACCACUUGACAGCACGAAUCGCGUCACUGACAUUGAAGGUGAACCACUCACCCACCAUGUCACAGUCUACCACAGCGGAAGAUCUGAUGAGCCAAUGCCGAAGCCAGAAGAAGAGCCCAGAAUUGACAUCGCUGAUGCUGCCAAGACCUUCGGUGAUAAGAUCACUGGACUGUUCAAGAGAAGACCAACUAUUCCUGACUAUCCAAUAUCAGAACCGUAUGAAGGUCCACUGGAAGCUACGAACAAACGAGAAGAUAUCGAAUCUCAGCCAAUUCACAAUAUCGUCACUGUGUAUCACAGUGGCCGAUCCGAUAUUCCUCAAGAGCCAGUCGCACCACCACCAGCUCCAGUCGAAGUUAUUGCAGUUGUUCCUGCAAGAGACAUGUACUACGACUAUCCUACUACGGCAGCCUACGAAGGACCACUGGAGAGCACAACUCGCGUGACAGACAUCGAAGGUGAGCCUCUCACCUAUCAUGUGAGCGUGUACCACAGUGGCAGAUCUGACGAACCGGCACCUAAACCAGAGAAACCCGAAGAAGAGCCACUCGACAUCGCUGAAGCAGCCAAGGCUCUCGGUGGAAAGAUCAGUGGCUUCUUCAAGAAGGGUCCUGCUCAUCUCGACUAUCCCGUAUCGGAAGUCUACGAGGGACCACUUGACAGCACGAAUCGCGUCACUGACAUUGAAGGUGAACCACUCACCCACCAUGUCACAGUCUACCACAGCGGAAGAUCUGAUGAGCCAGUGCCGAAGCCAGAAGAAGAGCCCAGAAUUGACAUCGCUGAUGCUGCCAAGACCUUCGGUGACAAGAUCACUGGACUGUUCAAGAGAAGACCAACUAUUCCUGACUAUCCAAUUUCAGAACCGUACGAAGGUCCACUGGAAGCUACGAACAAACGAGAAGAUAUCGAAUCUCAGCCAAUUCACAAUAUCGUCACUGUGUAUCACAGUGGCCGAUCCGAUAUUCCUCAAGAGCCAGUCGCACCACCACCAGCUCCAGUCGAAGUUAUUGCAGUUGUUCCUGCAAGAGACAUGUACUACGACUAUCUUACUACGGCAGCCUACGAAGGACCACUGGAGAGCACAACUCGCGUGACAGACAUCGAAGGUGAGCCUCUCACCUAUCAUGUGAGCGUGUACCACAGUGGCAGAUCUGAUGAACCGGCACCUAAACCAGAGAAACCCGAAGAAGAGCCACUCGACAUCGCUGAAGCAGCCAAGGCUCUCGGUGGAAAGAUCAGUGGAUUCUUCAAGAAGGGUCCUGCUCAUCUCGACUAUCCCGUAUCGGAAGUCUACGAGGGACCACUUGACAGCACGAAUCGCGUCACUGACAUUGAAGGUGAACCACUCACCCACCAUGUCACAGUCUACCACAGCGGAAGAUCUGAUGAGCCAGUGCCGAAGCCAGAAGAAGAGCCCAGAAUUGACAUCGCUGAUGCUGCCAAGACCUUCGGUGACAAGAUCACUGGACUGUUCAAGAGAAGACCAACUAUUCCUGACUAUCCAAUAUCAGAACCGUACAAAGGUCCACUGGAAGCUACGAACAAACGAGAAGAUAUCGAAUCUCAGCCAAUUCACAAUAUAGUCACUGUGUAUCACAGUGGCCGAUCCGAUAUUCCUCAAGAGCCAGUCGCACCACCACCAGCUCCAGUCGAAGUUAUUGCAGUUGUUCCUGCAAGAGACAUGUACUACGACUAUCCUACUACGGCAGCCUACGAAGGACCACUGGAGAGCACAACUCGCGUGACAGACAUCGAAGGUGAGCCUCUCACCUAUUAUGUGAGCGUGUACCACAGUGGCAGAUCUGACGAACCGGCACCUAAACCAGAGAAACCCGAAGAAGAGCCACUCGACAUCGCUGAAGCAGCCAAGGCUCUCGGUGGAAAGAUCAGUGGCUUCUUCAAGAAGGGUCCUGCUCAUCUCGACUAUCCCGUAUCGGAAGUCUACGAGGGACCACUUGACAGCACGAAUCGCGUCACUGACAUUGAAGGUGAACCACUCACCCACCAUGUCACAGUCUACCACAGCGGAAGAUCUGAUGAGCCAGUGCCGAAGCCAGAAGAAGAGCCCAGAAUUGACAUCGCUGAUGCUGCCAAGACCUUCGGUGACAAGAUCACUGGACUGUUCAAGAGAAGACCAACUAUUCCUGACUAUCCAAUUUCAGAACCGUACGAAGGUCCACUGGAAGCUACGAACAAACGAGAAGAUAUCGAAUCUCAGCCAAUUCACAAUAUCGUCACUGUGUAUCACAGUGGCCGAUCCGAUAUUCCUCAAGAGCCAGUCGCACCACCACCAGCUCCAGUCGAAGUUAUUGCAGUUGUUCCUGCAAGAGACAUGUACUACGACUAUCCUACUACGGCAGCCUACGAAGGACCACUGGAGAGCACAACUCGCGUGACAGACAUCGAAGGUGAGCCUCUCACCUAUCAUGUGAGCGUGUACCACAGUGGCAGAUCUGAUGAACCGGCACCUAAACCAGAGAAACCCGAAGAAGAGCCACUCGACAUCGCUGAAGCAGCCAAGGCUCUCGGUGGAAAGAUCAGUGGAUUCUUCAAGAAGGGUCCUGCUCAUCUCGACUAUCCCGUAUCGGAAGUCUACGAGGGACCACUUGACAGCACGAAUCGCGUCACUGACAUUGAAGGUGAACCACUCACCCACCAUGUCACAGUCUACCACAGCGGAAGAUCUGAUGAGCCAGUGCCGAAGCCAGAAGAAGAGCCCAGAAUUGACAUCGCUGAUGCUGCCAAGACCUUCGGUGACAAGAUCACUGGACUGUUCAAGAGAAGACCAACUAUUCCUGACUAUCCAAUAUCAGAACCGUACAAAGGUCCACUGGAAGCUACGAACAAACGAGAAGAUAUCGAAUCUCAGCCAAUUCACAAUAUAGUCACUGUGUAUCACAGUGGCCGAUCCGAUAUUCCUCAAGAGCCAGUCGCACCACCACCAGCUCCAGUCGAAGUUAUUGCAGUUGUUCCUGCAAGAGACAUGUACUACGACUAUCCUACUACGGCAGCCUACGAAGGACCACUGGAGAGCACAACUCGCGUGACAGACAUCGAAGGUGAGCCUCUCACCUAUUAUGUGAGCGUGUACCACAGUGGCAGAUCUGACGAACCGGCACCUAAACCAGAGAAACCCGAAGAAGAGCCACUCGACAUCGCUGAAGCAGCCAAGGCUCUCGGUGGAAAGAUCAGUGGCUUCUUCAAGAAGGGUCCUGCUCAUCUCGACUAUCCCGUAUCGGAAGUCUACGAGGGACCACUUGACAGCACGAAUCGCGUCACUGACAUUGAAGGUGAACCACUCACCCACCAUGUCACAGUCUACCACAGCGGAAGAUCUGAUGAGCCAGUGCCGAAGCCAGAAGAAGAGCCCAGAAUUGACAUCGCUGAUGCUGCCAAGACCUUCGGUGACAAGAUCACUGGACUGUUCAAGAGAAGACCAACUAUUCCUGACUAUCCAAUUUCAGAACCGUACGAAGGUCCACUGGAAGCUACGAACAAACGAGAAGAUAUCGAAUCUCAGCCAAUUCACAAUAUCGUGACUGUGUAUCACAGUGGCCGAUCCGAUAUUCCUCAAGAGCCAGUCGCACCACCACCAGCUCCAGUCGAAGUUAUUGCAGUUGUUCCUGCAAGAGACAUGUACUACGACUAUCCUACUACGGCAGCCUACGAAGGACCACUGGAGAGCACAACUCGCGUGACAGACAUCGAAGGUGAGCCUCUCACCUAUCAUGUGAGCGUGUACCACGGUGGCAGAUCUGAUGAACCGGCACCUAAACCAGAGAAACCCGAAGAAGAGCCACUCGACAUCGCUGAAGCAGCCAAGGCUCUCGGUGGAAAGAUCAGUGGCUUCUUCAAGAAGGGUCCUGCUCAUCUCGACUAUCCCGUAUCGGAAGUCUACGAGGGACCACUUGACAGCACGAAUCGCGUCACUGACAUUGAAGGUGAACCACUCACCCACCAUGUCACAGUCUACCACAGCGGAAGAUCUGAUGAGCCAAUGCCGAAGCCAGAAGAAGAGCCCAGAAUUGACAUCGCUGAUGCUGCCAAGACCUUCGGUGAUAAGAUCACUGGACUGUUCAAGAGAAGACCAACUAUUCCUGACUAUCCAAUAUCAGAACCGUAUGAAGGUCCACUGGAAGCUACGAACAAACGAGAAGAUAUCGAAUCUCAGCCAAUUCACAAUAUCGUCACUGUGUAUCACAGUGGCCGAUCCGAUAUUCCUCAAGAGCCAGUCGCACCACCACCAGCUCCAGUCGAAGUUAUUGCAGUUGUUCCUGCAAGAGACAUGUACUACGACUAUCCUACUACGGCAGCCUACGAAGGACCACUGGAGAGCACAACUCGCGUGACAGACAUCGAAGGUGAGCCUCUCACCUAUCAUGUGAGCGUGUACCACAGUGGCAGAUCUGAUGAACCGGCACCUAAACCAGAGAAACCCGAAGAAGAGCCACUCGACAUCGCUGAAGCAGCCAAGGCUCUCGGUGGAAAGAUCAGUGGCUUCUUCAAGAAGGGUCCUGCUCAUCUCGACUAUCCCGUAUCGGAAGUCUACGAGGGACCACUUGACAGCACGAAUCGCGUCACUGACAUUGAAGGUGAACCACUCACCCAUCAUGUCACAGUCUACCACAGCGGAAGAUCUGAUGAGCCAGUGCCGAAGCCAGAAGAAGAGCCCAGAAUUGACAUCGCUGAUGCUGCCAAGACCUUCGGUGACAGGAUCACUGGACUGUUCAAGAGAAGACCAACUAUUCCUGACUAUCCAAUUUCAGAACCGUACGAAGGUCCACUGGAAGCUACGAACAAACGAGAAGAUAUCGAAUCUCAGCCAAUUCACAAUAUCGUCACUGUGUAUCACAGUGGCCGAUCCGAUAUUCCUCAAGAGCCAGUCGCACCACCACCAGCUCCAGUCGAAGUUAUUGCAGUUGUUCCUGCAAGAGACAUGUACUACGACUAUCCUACUACGGCAGCCUACGAAGGACCACUGGAGAGCACAACUCGCGUGACAGACAUCGAAGGUGAGCCUCUCACCUAUCAUGUGAGCGUGUACCACAGUGGCAGAUCUGACGAACCGGCACCUAAACCAGAGAAACCCGAAGAAGAGCCACUCGACAUCGCUGAAGCAGCCAAGGCUCUCGGUGGAAAGAUCAGUGGCUUCUUCAAGAAGGGUCCUGCUCAUCUCGACUAUCCCGUAUCAGAAGUCUACGAGGGACCACUUGACAGCACGAAUCGCGUCACUGACAUUGAAGGUGAACCACUCACCCACCAUGUCACAGUCUACCACAGCGGAAGAUCUGAUGAGCCAGUGCCGAAGCCAGAAGAAGAGCCCAGAAUUGACAUCGCUGAUGCUGCCAAGACCUUCGGUGACAAGAUCACUGGACUGUUCAAGAGAAGACCAACUAUUCCUGACUAUCCAAUAUCAGAACGGUACGAAGGUCCACUGGAAGCUACGAACAAACGAGAAGAUAUCGAAUCUCAGCCAAUUCACAAUAUCGUCACUGUGUAUCACAGUGGCCGAUCCGAUAUUCCUCAAGAGCCAGUCGCACCACCACCAGCUCCAGUCGAAGUUAUUGCAGUUGUUCCUGCAAGAGACAUGUACUACGACUAUCCUACUACGGCAGCCUACGAAGGACCACUGGAGAGCACAACUCGCGUGACAGACAUCGAAGGUGAGCCUCUCACCUAUCAUGUGAGCGUGUACCACAGUGGCAGAUCUGACGAACCGGCACCUAAACCAGAGAAACCCGAAGAAGAGCCACUCGACAUCGCUGAAGCAGCCAAGGCUCUCGGUGGAAAGAUCAGUGGCUUCUUUAAGAAGGGUCCUGCUCAUCUCGACUAUCCCGUAUCGGAAGUCUACGAGGGACCACUUGACAGCACGAAUCGCGUCACUGACAUUGAAGGUGAACCACUCACCCACCAUGUCACAGUCUACCACAGCGGAAGAUCUGAUGAGCCAGUGCCGAAGCCAGAAGAAGAGCCCAGAAUUGACAUCGCUGAUGCUGCCAAGAUCUUCGGUGACAAGAUCACUGGACUGUUCAAGAGAAGACCAACUAUUCCUGACUAUCCAAUUUCAGAACCGUACGAAGGUCCACUGGAAGCUACGAACAAACGAGAAGAUAUCGAAUCUCAGCCAAUUCACAAUAUCGUCACUGUGUAUCACAGUGGCCGAUCCGAUAUUCCUCAAGAGCCAGUCGCACCACCACCAGCUCCAGUCGAAGUUAUUGCAGUUGUUCCUGCAAGAGACAUGUACUACGACUAUCCUACUACCGCAGCCUACGAAGGACCACUGGAGAGCACAACUCGCGUGACAGACAUCGAAGGUGAGCCUCUCACCUAUCAUGUGAGCGUGUACCACAGUGGCAGAUCUGAUGAACCGGCACCUAAACCAGAGAAACCCGAAGAAGAGCCACUCGACAUCGCUGAAGCAGCCAAGGCUCUCGGUGGAAAGAUCAGUGGCUUCUUCAAGAAGGGUCCUGCUCAUCUCGACUAUCCUGUAUCGGAAGUCUACGAGGGACCACUUGACAGCACGAAUCGCGUCACUGACAUUGAAGGUGAACCACUCACCCACCAUGUCACAGUCUACCACAGCGGAAGAUCUGAUGAGCCAGUGCCGAAGCCAGAAGAAGAGCCCAGAAUUGACAUCGCUGAUGCUGCCAAGACCUUCGAACCGUACGAAGGUCCACUGGAAGCUACGAACAAACGAGAAGAUAUCGAAUCUCAGCCAAUUCACAAUAUCGUCACUGUGUAUCACAGUGGCCGAUCCGAUAUUCCUCAAGAGCCAGUCGCACCACCACCAGCUCCAGUCGAAGUUAUUGCAGUUGUUCCUGCAAGAGACAUGUACUACGACUAUCCUACUACCGCAGCCUACGAAGGACCACUGGAGAGCACAACUCGCGUGACAGACAUCGAAGGUGAGCCUCUCACCUAUCAUGUGAGCGUGUACCACAGUGGCAGAUCUGAUGAACCGGCACCUAAACCAGAGAAACCCGAAGAAGAGCCACUCGACAUCGCUGAAGCAGCCAAGGCUCUCGGUGGAAAGAUCAGUGGCUUCUUCAAGAAGGGUCCUGCUCAUCUCGACUAUCCCGUAUCGGAAGUCUACGAGGGACCACUUGACAGCACGAAUCGCGUCACUGACAUUGAAGGUGAACCACUCACCCACCAUGUCACAGUCUACCACAGCGGAAGAUCUGAUGAGCCAGUGCCGAAGCCAGAAGAAGAGCCCAGAAUUGACAUCGCUGAUGCUGCCAAGACCUUCGGUGACAAGAUCACUGGACUGUUCAAGAGAAGACCAACUAUUCCUGACUAUCCAAUAUCAGAACCGUACGAAGGUCCACUGGAAGCUACGAACAAACGAGAAGAUAUCGAAUCUCAGCCAAUUCACAAUAUCGUCACUGUGUAUCACAGUGGCCGAUCCGAUAUUCCUCAAGAGCCAGUUGCACCACCACCAGCUCCAGUCGAAGUUAUUGCAGUUGUUCCUGCAAGAGACAUGUACUACGACUAUCCUACUACGGCAGCCUACGAAGGACCACUGGAGAGCACAACUCGCGUGACAGACAUCGAAGGUGAGCCUCUCACCUAUCAUGUGAGCGUGUACCACAGUGGCAGAUCUGAUGAACCGGCACCUAAACCAGAGAAACCCGAAGAAGAGCCACUCGACAUCGCUGAAGCAGCCAAGGCUCUCGGUGGAAAGAUCAGUGGCUUCUUCAAGAAGGGUCCUGCUCAUCUCGACUAUCCCGUAUCGGAAGUCUACGAGGGACCACUCGACAGCACGAAUCGCGUCACUGACAUUGAAGGUGAACCACUCACCCACCAUGUCACAGUCUACCACAGCGGAAGAUCUGAUGAGCCAGUGCCGAAGUCAGAAGAAGAGCCCAGAAUUGACAUCGCUGAUGCUGCCAAGACCUUCGGUGAUAAGAUCACUGGACUGUUCAAGAGAAGACCAACUAUUCCUGACUAUCCAAUAUCAGAACCGUACGAAGGUCCACUGGAAGCUACGAACAAACGAGAAGAUAUCGAAUCUCAGCCAAUUCACAAUAUCGUCACUGUGUAUCACAGUGGCCGAUCCGAUAUUCCUCAAGAGCCAGUCGCACCACCACCAGCUCCAGUCGAAGUUAUUGCAGUUGUUCCUGCAAGAGACAUGUACUACGACUAUCCUACUACGGCAGCCUACGAAGGACCACUGGAGAGCACAACUCGCGUGACAGACAUUGAAGGUGAGCCUCUCACCUAUCAUGUGAGCGUGUACCACAGUGGCAGAUCUGACGAACCGGCACCUAAACCAGAGAAACCCGAAGAAGAGCCACUCGACAUCGCUGAAGCAGCCAAGGCUCUCGGUGGAAAGAUCAGUGGCUUCUUCAAGAAGGGUCCUGCUCAUCUCGACUAUCCCGUAUCGGAAGUUUACGAGGGACCACUUGACAGCACGAAUCGCGUCACUGACAUUGAAGGUGAACCACUCACCCACCAUGUCACAGUCUACCACAGCGGAAGAUCUGAUGAGCCAGUGCCGAAGCCAGAAGAAGAGCCCAGAAUUGACAUCGCUGAUGCUGCCAAGACCUUCGGUGACAAGAUCACUGGACUGUUCAAGAGAAGACCAACUAUUCCUGACUAUCCAAUAUCAGAACCGUACGAAGGUCCACUGGAAGCUACGAACAAACGAGAAGAUAUCGAAUCUCAGCCAAUUCACAAUAUCGUCACUGUGUAUCACAGUGGCCGAUCCGAUAUUCCUCAAGAGCCAGUCGCACCACCACCAGUUCCAGUCGAAGUUAUUGCAGUUGUUCCUGCAAGAGACAUGUACUACGACUAUCCUACUACGGCAGCCUACGAAGGACCACUGGAGAGCACAACUCGCGUGACAGACAUCGAAGGUGAGCCUCUCACCUAUCAUGUGAGCGUGUACCACAGUGGCAGAUCUGACGAACCGGCACCUAAACCAGAGAAACCCGAAGAAGAGCCACUCGACAUCGCUGAAGCAGCCAAGGCUCUCGGUGGAAAGAUCAGUGGCUUCUUCAAGAAGGGUCCUGCUCAUCUCGACUAUCCCGUAUCGGAAGUCUACGAGGGACCACUUGACAGCACGAAUCGCGUCACUGACAUUGAAGGUGAACCACUCACCCACCAUGUCACAGUCUACCACAGCGGAAGAUCUGAUGAGCCAGUGCCGAAGCCAGAAGAAGAGCCCAGAAUUGACAUCGCUGAUGCUGCCAAGACCUUCGGUGACAAGAUCACUGGACUGUUCAAGAGAAGACCAACUAUUCCUGACUAUCCAAUAUCAGAACCGUACGAAGGUCCACUGGAAGCUACGAACAAACGAGAAGAUAUCGAAUCUCAGCCAAUUCACAAUAUCGUCACUGUGUAUCACAGUGGCCGAUCCGAUAUUCCUCAAGAGCCAGCCGCACCACCACCAGCUCCAUUCGAAGUUAUUGCAGUUGUUCCUGCAAGAGACAUGUACUACGACUAUCCUACUACGGCAGCCUACGAAGGACCACUGGAGAGCACAACUCGCGUGAUAGACAUCGAAGGUGAGCCUCUCACCUAUCAUGUGAGCGUGUACCACAGUGGCAGAUCUGACGAACCUGCACCUAAACCAGAGAAACCCGAAGAAGAGCCACUCGACAUCGCUGAAGCAGCCAAGGCUCUCGGUGGAAAGAUCAGUGGCUUCUUCAAGAAGGGUCCUGCUCAUCUCGACUAUCCCGUAUCGGAAGUCUACGAGGGACUACUUGACAGCACGAAUCGCGUCACUGACAUUGAAGGUGAACCACUCACCCACCAUGUCACAGUCUACCACAGCGGAAGAUCUGAUGAGCCAGUGCCGAAGCCAGAAGAAGAGCCCAGAAUUGACAUCGCUGAUGCUGCCAAGACCUUCGGUGACAAGAUCACUGGACUGUUCAAGAGAAGAGCAACUAUUCCUGACUAUCCAAUAUCAGAACCGUACGAAGGUCCACUGGAAGCUACGAACAAACGAGAAGAUAUCGAAUCUCAGCCAAUUCACAAUAUCGUCACUGUGUAUCACAGUGGCCGAUCCGAUAUUCCUCAAGAGCCAGUCGCACCACCACCAGCUCCAGUCGAAGUUAUUGCAGUUGUUCCUGCAAGAGACAUGUACUACGACUAUCCUACUACGGCAGCCUACGAAGGACCACUGGAGAGCACAACUCGCGUGAUAGACAUCGAAGGUGAGCCUCUCACCUAUCAUGUGAGCGUGUACCACAGUGGCAGAUCUGACGAACCGGCACCUAAACCAGAGAAACCCGAAGAAGAGCCACUCGACAUCGCUGAAGCAGCCAAGGCUCUCGGUGGAAAGAUCAGUGGCUUCUUCAAGAAGGGUCCUGCUCAUCUCGACUAUCCCGUAUCGGAAGUCUACGAGGGACCACUUAACAGCACGAAUCGCGUCACUGACAUUGAAGGUGAACCACUCACCCACCAUGUCACAGUCUACCACAGCGGAAGAUCUGAUGAGCCAGUGCCGAAGCCAGAAGAAGAGCCCAGAAUUGACAUCGCUGAUGCUGCCAAGACCUUCGGUGACAAGAUCACUGGACUGUUCAAGAGAAGACCAACUAUUCCUGACUAUCCAAUAUCAGAACCGUACGAAGGUCCACUGGAAGCUACGAACAAACGAGAAGAUAUCGAAUCUCAGCCAAUUCACAAUAUCGUCACUGUGUAUCACAGUGGCCGAUCCGAUAUUCCUCAAGAGCCAGUCGCACCACCACCAGCUCCAGUCGAAGUUAUUGCAGUUGUUCCUGCAAGAGACAUGUACUACGACUAUCCUACUACGGCAGCCUACGAAGGACCACUGGAGAGCACAACUCGCGUGACAGACAUCGAAGGUGAGCCUCUCACCUAUCAUGUGAGCGUGUACCACAGUGGCAGAUCUGAUGAACCGGCACCUAAACCAGAGAAACCCGAAGAAGAGCCACUCGACAUCGCUGAAGCAGCCAAGGCUCUCGGUGGAAAGAUCAGUGGCUUCUUCAAGAAGGGUCCUGCUCAUCUCGACUAUCCCGUAUCGGAAGUCUACGAGGGACCACUUGACAGCACGAAUCGCGUCACUGACAUUGAAGGUGAACCACUCACCCAUCAUGUCACAGUCUACCACAGCGGAAGAUCUGAUGAGCCAGUGCCGAAGCCAGAAGAAGAGCCCAGAAUUGACAUCGCUGAUGCUGCCAAGACCUUCGGUGACAAGAUCGCUGGACUGUUCAAGAGAAGACCAACUAUUCCUGACUAUCCAAUAUCAGAACCGUACGAAGGUCCACUGGAAGCUACGAACAAACGAGAAGAUAUCGAAUCUCAGCCAAUUCACAAUAUCGUCACUGUGUAUCACAGUGGCCGAUCCGAUAUUCCUCAAGAGCCAGUCGCACCACCACCAGCUCCAGUCGAAGUUAUUGAAGUUGUUCCUGCAAGAGACAUGUACUACGACUAUCCUACUACGGCAGCCUACGAAGGACCACUGGAGAGCACAACUCGCGUGACAGACAUCGAAGGUGAGCCUCUCACCUAUCAUGUGAGCGUGUACCACAGUGGCAGAUCUGAUGAACCGGCACCUAAACCAGAGAAACCCGAAGAAGAGCCACUCGACAUCGCUGAAGCAGCCAAGGCUCUCGGUGGAAAGAUCAGUGGCUUCUUCAAGAAGGGUCCUGCUCAUCUCGACUAUCCCGUAUCGGAAGUCUACGAGGGACCACUUUACAGCACGAAUCGCGUCACUGACAUUGAAGGUGAACCACUCACCCACCAUGUCACAGUCUACCACAGCGGAAGAUCUGAUGAGCCAGUGCCGAAGCCAGAAGAAGAGCCCAGAAUUGACAUCGCUGGUGCUGCCAAGACCUUCGGUGACAAGAUCACUGGACUGUUCAAGAGAAGACCAACUAUUCCUGACUAUCCAAUAUCAGAACCGUACGAAGGUCCACUGGAAGCUACGAACAAACGAGAAGAUAUCGAAUCUCAGCCAAUUCACAAUAUCGUCACUGUGUAUCACAGUGGCCGAUCCGAUAUUCCUCAAGAGCCAGUCGCACCACCACCAGCUCCAGUCGAAGUUAUUGCAGUUGUUCCUGCAAGAGACAUGUACUACGACUAUCCUACUACGGCAGCCUACGAAGGACCACUGGAGAGCACAACUCGCGUGACAGACAUCGAAGGUGAGCCUCUCACCUAUCAUGUGAGCGUGUACCACAGUGGCAGAUCUGACGAACCGGCACCUAAACCAGAGAAACCCGAAGAAGAGCCACUCGACAUCGCUGAAGCAGCCAAGGCUCUCGGUGGAAAGAUCAGUGGCUUCUUCAAGAAGGGUCCUGCUCAUCUCGACUAUCCCGUAUCGGAAGUCUACGAGGGACCACUUGACAGCACGAAUCGCGUCACUGACAUUGAAGGUGAACCACUCACCCACCAUGUCACAGUCUACCACAGCGGAAGAUCUGAUGAGCCAGUGCCGAAGCCAGAAGAAGAGCCCAGAAUUGACAUCGCUGAUGCUGCCAAGACCUUCGGUGACAAGAUCACUGGACUGUUCAAGAGAAGACCAACUAUUCCUGACUAUCCAAUAUCAGAACCGUACGAAGGUCCACUGGAAGCUACGAACAAACGAGAAGAUAUCGAAUCUCAGCCAAUUCACAAUAUCGUCACUGUGUAUCACAGUGGCCGAACCGAUAUUCCUCAAGAGCCAGUCGCACCACCACCAGCUCCAGUCGAAGUUAUUGCAGUUGUUCCUGCAAGAGACAUGUACUACGACUAUCCUACUACGGCAGCCUACGAAGGACCACUGGAGAGCACAACUCGCGUGACAGACAUCGAAGGUGAGCCUCUCACCUAUCAUGUGAGCGUGUACCACAGUGGCAGAUCUGAUGAACCGGCACCUAAACCAGAGAAACCCGAAGAAGAGCCACUCGACAUCGCUGAAGCAGCCAAGGCUCUCGGUGGAAAGAUCAGUGGCUUCUUCAAGAAGGGUCCUGCUCAUCUCGACUAUCCCGUAUCGGAAGUCUACGAGGGACCACUUGACAGCACGAAUCGCGUCACUGACAUUGAAGGUGAACCACUCACCCACCAUGUCACAGUCUACCACAGCGGAAGAUCUGAUGAGCCAGUGCCGAAGCCAGAAGAAGAGCCCAGAAUUGACAUCGCUGAUGCUGCCAAGACCUUCGGUGACAAGAUCACUGGACUGUUCAAGAGAAGACCAACUAUUCCUGACUAUCCAAUUUCAGAACCGUACGAAGGUCCACUGGAAGCUACGAACAAACGAGAAGAUAUCGAAUCUCAGCCAAUUCACAAUAUCGUCACUGUGUAUCACAGUGGCCGAUCCGAUAUUCCUCAAGAGCCAGUCGCACCACCACCAGCUCCAGUCGAAGUUAUUGCAGUUGUUCCUGCAAGAGACAUGUACUACGACUAUCCUACUACGGCAGCCUACGAAGGACCACUGGAGAGCACAACUCGCGUGACAGACAUCGAAGGUGAGCCUCUCACCUAUCAUGUGAGCGUGUACCACAGUGGCAGAUCUGACGAACCGGCACCUAAACCAGAGAAACCCGAAGAAGAGCCACUCGACAUCGCUGAAGCAGCCAAGGCUCUCGGUGGAAAGAUCAGUGGCUUCUUCAAGAAGGGUCCUGCUCAUCUCGACUAUCCCGUAUCGGAAGUCUACGAGGGACCACUUGACAGCACGAAUCGCGUCACUGACAUUGAAGGUGAACCACUCACCCACCAUGUCACAGUCUACCACAGCGGAAGAUCUGAUGAGCCAGUGCCGAAGCCAGAAGAAGAGCCCAGAAUUGACAUCGCUGAUGCUGCCAAGACCUUCGGUGACAAGAUCACUGGACUGUUCAAGAGAAGACCAACUAUUCCUGACUAUCCAAUAUCAGAACCGUACGAAGGUCCACUGGAAGCUACGAACAAACGAGAAGAUAUCGAAUCUCAGCCAAUUCACAAUAUCGUCACUGUGUAUCACAGUGGCCGAUCCGAUAUUCCUCAAGAGCCAGUCGCACCACCACCAGCUCCAGUCGAAGUUAUUGCAGUUGUUCCUGCAAGAGACAUGUACUACGACUAUCCUACUACGGCAGCCUACGAAGGACCACUGGAGAGCACAACUCGCGUGACAGACAUCGAAGGUGAGCCUCUCACCUAUCAUGUGAGCGUGUACCACAGUGGCAGAUCUGAUGAACCGGCACCUAAACCAGAGAAACCCGAAGAAGAGCCACUCGACAUCGCUGAAGCAGCCAAGGCUCUCGGUGGAAAGAUCAGUGGCUUCUUCAAGAAGGGUCCUGCUCAUCUCGACUAUCCCGUAUCGGAAGUCUACGAGGGACCACUUGACAGCACGAAUCGCGUCACUGACAUUGAAGGUGAACCACUCACCCACCAUGUCACAGUCUACCACAGCGGAAGAUCUGAUGAGCCAGUGCCGAAGCCAGAAGAAGAGCCCAGAAUUGACAUCGCUGAUGCUGCCAAGACCUUCGGUGACAAGAUCACUGGACUGUUCAAGAGAAGACCAACUAUUCCUGACUAUCCAAUAUCAGAACCGUACGAAGGUCCACUGGAAGCUACGAACAAACGAGAAGAUAUCGAAUCUCAGCCAAUUCACAAUAUCGUCACUGUGUAUCACAGUGGCCGAUCCGAUAUUCCUCAAGAGCCAGUCGCACCACCACCAGCUCCAGUCGAAGUUAUUGCAGUUGUUCCUGCAAGAGACAUGUACUACGACUAUCCUACUACGGCAGCCUACGAAGGACCACUGGAGAGCACAACUCGCGUGACAGACAUCGAAGGUGAGCCUCUCACCUAUCAUGUGAGCGUGUACCACAGUGGCAGAUCUGACGAACCGGCACCUAAACCAGAGAAACCCGAAGAAGAGCCACUCGACAUCGCUGAAGCAGCCAAGGCUCUCGGUGGAAAGAUCAGUGGCUUCUUCAAGAAGGGUCCUGCUCAUCUCGACUAUCCCGUAUCGGAAGUCUACGAGGGACCACUUGACAGCACGAAUCGCGUCACUGACAUUGAAGGUGAACCACUCACCCACCAUGUCACAGUCUACCACAGCGGAAGAUCUGAUGAGCCAGUGCCGAAGCCAGAAGAAGAGCCCAGAAUUGACAUCGCUGAUGCUGCCAAGACCUUCGGUGACAAGAUCACUGGACUGUUCAAGAGAAGACCAACUAUUCCUGACUAUCCAAUAUCAGAACCGUACGAAGGUCCACUGGAAGCUACGAACAAACGAGAAGAUAUCGAAUCUCAGCCAAUUCACAAUAUCGUCACUGUGUAUCACAGUGGCCGAUCCGAUAUUCCUCAAGAGCCAGUCGCACCACCACCAGCUCCAGUCGAAGUUAUUGCAGUUGUUCCUGCAAGAGACAUGUACUACGACUAUCCUACUACGGCAGCCUACGAAGGACCACUGGAGAGCACAACUCGCGUGACAGACAUCGAAGGUGAGCCUCUCACCUAUCAUGUGAGCGUGUACCACAGUGGCAGAUCUGACGAACCGGCACCUAAACCAGAGAAACCCGAAGAAGAGCCACUCGACAUCGCUGAAGCAGCCAAGGCUCUCGGUGGAAAGAUCAGUGGCUUCUUCAAGAAGGGUCCUGCUCAUCUCGACUAUCCCGUAUCGGAAGUCUACGAGGGACCACUUGACAGCACGAAUCGCGUCACUGACAUUGAAGGUGAACCACUCACCCACCAUGUCACAGUCUACCACAGCGGAAGAUCUGAUGAGCCAGUGCCGAAGCCAGAAGAAGAGCCCAGAAUUGACAUCGCUGAUGCUGCCAAGACCUUCGGUGACAAGAUCACUGGACUGUUCAAGAGAAGACCAACUAUUCCUGACUAUCCAAUAUCAGAACCGUACGAAGGUCCACUGGAAGCUACGAACAAACGAGAAGAUAUCGAAUCUCAGCCAAUUCACAAUAUCGUCACUGUGUAUCACAGUGGCCGAUCCGAUAUUCCUCAAGAGCCAGUCGCACCACCACCAGCUCCAGUCGAAGUUAUUGCAGUUGUUCCUGCAAGAGACAUGUACUACGACUAUCCUACUACGGCAGCCUACGAAGGACCACUGGAGAGCACAACUCGCGUGACAGACAUCGAAGGUGAGCCUCUCACCUAUCAUGUGAGCGUGUACCACAGUGGCAGAUCUGAUGAACCGGCACCUAAACCAGAGAAACCCGAAGAAGAGCCACUCGACAUCGCUGAAGCAGCCAAGGCUCUCGGUGGAAAGAUCAGUGGCUUCUUCAAGAAGGGUCCUGCUCAUCUCGACUAUCCCGUAUCGGAAGUCUACGAGGGACCACUUGACAGCACGAAUCGCGUCACUGACAUUGAAGGUGAACCACUCACCCACCAUGUCACAGUCUACCACAGCGGAAGAUCUGAUGAGCCAGUGCCGAAGCCAGAAGAAGAGCCCAGAAUUGACAUCGCUGAUGCUGCCAAGACCUUCGGUGACAAGAUCACUGGACUGUUCAAGAGAAGACCAACUAUUCCUGACUAUCCAAUAUCAGAACCGUACGAAGGUCCACUGGAAGCUACGAACAAACGAGAAGAUAUCGAAUCUCAGCCAAUUCACAAUAUCGUCACUGUGUAUCACAGUGGCCGAUCCGAUAUUCCUCAAGAGCCAGUCGCACCACCACCAGCUCCAGUCGAAGUUAUUGCAGUUGUUCCUGCAAGAGACAUGUACUACGACUAUCCUACUACGGCAGCCUACGAAGGACCACUGGAGAGCACAACUCGCGUGACAGACAUCGAAGGUGAGCCUCUCACCUAUCAUGUGAGCGUGUACCACAGUGGCAGAUCUGAUGAACCGGCACCUAAACCAGAGAAACCCGAAGAAGAGCCACUCGACAUCGCUGAAGCAGCCAAGGCUCUCGGUGGAAAGAUCAGUGGCUUCUUCAAGAAGGGUCCUGCUCAUCUCGACUAUCCCGUAUCGGAAGUCUACGAGGGACCACUUGACAGCACGAAUCGCGUCACUGACAUUGAAGGUGAACCACUCACCCACCAUGUCACAGUCUACCACAGCGGAAGAUCUGAUGAGCCAGUGCCGAAGCCAGAAGAAGAGCCCAGAAUUGACAUCGCUGAUGCUGCCAAGACCUUCGGUGACAAGAUCACUGGACUGUUCAAGAGAAGACCAACUAUUCCUGACUAUCCAAUAUCAGAACCGUACGAAGGUCCACUGGAAGCUACGAACAAACGAGAAGAUAUCGAAUCUCAGCCAAUUCACAAUAUCGUCACUGUGUAUCACAGUGGCCGAUCCGAUAUUCCUCAAGAGCCAGUCGCACCACCACCAGCUCCAGUCGAAGUUAUUGCAGUUGUUCCUGCAAGAGACAUGUACUACGACUAUCCUACUACGGCAGCCUACGAAGGACCACUGGAGAGCACAACUCGCGUGACAGACAUCGAAGGUGAGCCUCUCACCUAUCAUGUGAGCGUGUACCACAGUGGCAGAUCUGAUGAACCGGCACCUAAACCAGAGAAACCCGAAGAAGAGCCACUCGACAUCGCUGAAGCAGCCAAGGCUCUCGGUGGAAAGAUCAGUGGCUUCUUCAAGAAGGGUCCUGCUCAUCUCGACUAUCCCGUAUCGGAAGUCUACGAGGGACCACUUGACAGCACGAAUCGCGUCACUGACAUUGAAGGUGAACCACUCACCCACCAUGUCACAGUCUACCACAGCGGAAGAUCUGAUGAGCCAGUGCCGAAGCCAGAAGAAGAGCCCAGAAUUGACAUCGCUGAUGCUGCCAAGACCUUCGGUGACAAGAUCACUGGACUGUUCAAGAGAAGACCAACUAUUCCUGACUAUCCAAUAUCAGAACCGUACGAAGGUCCACUGGAAGCUACGAACAAACGAGAAGAUAUCGAAUCUCAGCCAAUUCACAAUAUCGUCACUGUGUAUCACAGUGGCCGAUCCGAUAUUCCUCAAGAGCCAGUCGCACCACCACCAGCUCCAGUCGAAGUUAUUGCAGUUGUUCCUGCAAGAGACAUGUACUACGACUAUCCUACUACGGCAGCCUACGAAGGACCACUGGAGAGCACAACUCGCGUGACAGACAUCGAAGGUGAGCCUCUCACCUAUCAUGUGAGCGUGUACCACAGUGGCAGAUCUGAUGAACCGGCACCUAAACCAGAGAAACCCGAAGAAGAGCCACUCGACAUCGCUGAAGCAGCCAAGGCUCUCGGUGGAAAGAUCAGUGGCUUCUUCAAGAAGGGUCCUGCUCAUCUCGACUAUCCCGUAUCGGAAGUCUACGAGGGACCACUUGACAGCACGAAUCGCGUCACUGACAUUGAAGGUGAACCACUCACCCACCAUGUCACAGUCUACCACAGCGGAAGAUCUGAUGAGCCAGUGCCGAAGCCAGAAGAAGAGCCCAGAAUUGACAUCGCUGAUGCUGCCAAGACCUUCGGUGACAAGAUCACUGGACUGUUCAAGAGAAGACCAACUAUUCCUGACUAUCCAAUAUCAGAACCGUACGAAGGUCCACUGGAAGCUACGAACAAACGAGAAGAUAUCGAAUCUCAGCCAAUUCACAAUAUCGUCACUGUGUAUCACAGUGGCCGAUCCGAUAUUCCUCAAGAGCCAGUCGCACCACCACCAGCUCCAGUCGAAGUUAUUGCAGUUGUUCCUGCAAGAGACAUGUACUACGACUAUCCUACUACGGCAGCCUACGAAGGACCACUGGAGAGCACAACUCGCGUGACAGACAUCGAAGGUCAGCCUCUCACCUAUCAUGUGAGCGUGUACCACAGUGGCAGAUCUGAUGAACCGGCACCUAAACCAGAGAAACCCGAAGAAGAGCCACUCGACAUCGCUGAAGCAGCCAAGGCUCUCGGUGGAAAGAUCAGUGGCUUCUUCAAGAAGGGUCCUGCUCAUCUCGACUAUCCCGUAUCGGAAGUCUACGAGGGACCACUUGACAGCACGAAUCGCGUCACUGACAUUGAAGGUGAACCACUCACCCACCAUGUCACAGUCUACCACAGCGGAAGAUCUGAUGAGCCAGUGCCGAAGCCAGAAGAAGAGCCCAGAAUUGACAUCGCUGAUGCUGCCAAGACCUUCGGUGACAAGAUCACUGGACUGUUCAAGAGAAGACCAACUAUUCCUGACUAUCCAAUAUCAGAACCGUACGAAGGUCCACUGGAAGCUACGAACAAACGAGAAGAUAUCGAAUCUCAGCCAAUUCACAAUAUCGUCACUGUGUAUCACAGUGGCCGAUCCGAUAUUCCUCAAGAGCCAGUCGCACCACCACCAGCUCCAGUCGAAGUUAUUGCAGUUGUUCCUGCAAGAGACAUGUACUACGACUAUCCUACUACGGCAGCCUACGAAGGACCACUGGAGAGCACAACUCGCGUGACAGACAUCGAAGGUGAGCCUCUCACCUAUCAUGUGAGCGUGUACCACAGUGGCAGAUCUGAUGAACCGGCACCUAAACCAGAGAAACCCGAAGAAGAGCCACUCGACAUCGCUGAAGCAGCCAAGGCUCUCGGUGGAAAGAUCAGUGGCUUCUUCAAGAAGGGUCCUGCUCAUCUCGACUAUCCCGUAUCGGAAGUCUACGAGGGACCACUUGACAGCACGAAUCGCGUCACUGACAUUGAAGGUGAACCACUCACCCACCAUGUCACAGUCUACCACAGCGGAAGAUCUGAUGAGCCAGUGCCGAAGCCAGAAGAAGAGCCCAGAAUUGACAUCGCUGAUGCUGCCAAGACCUUCGGUGACAAGAUCACUGGACUGUUCAAGAGAAGACCAACUAUUCCUGACUAUCCAAUAUCAGAACCGUACGAAGGUCCACUGGAAGCUACGAACAAACGAGAAGAUAUCGAAUCUCAGCCAAUUCACAAUAUCGUCACUGUGUAUCACAGUGGCCGAUCCGAUAUUCCUCAAGAGCCAGUCGCACCACCACCAGCUCCAGUCGAAGUUAUUGCAGUUGUUCCUGCAAGAGACAUGUACUACGACUAUCCUACUACGGCAGCCUACGAAGGACCACUGGAGAGCACAACUCGCGUGACAGACAUCGAAGGUGAGCCUCUCACCUAUCAUGUGAGCGUGUACCACAGUGGCAGAUCUGAUGAACCGGCACCUAAACCAGAGAAACCCGAAGAAGAGCCACUCGACAUCGCUGAAGCAGCCAAGGCUCUCGGUGGAAAGAUCAGUGGCUUCUUCAAGAAGGGUCCUGCUCAUCUCGACUAUCCCGUAUCGGAAGUCUACGAGGGACCACUUGACAGCACGAAUCGCGUCACUGACAUUGAAGGUGAACCACUCACCCACCAUGUCACAGUCUACCACAGCGGAAGAUCUGAUGAGCCAGUGCCGAAGCCAGAAGAAGAGCCCAGAAUUGACAUCGCUGAUGCUGCCAAGACCUUCGGUGACAAGAUCACUGGACUGUUCAAGAGAAGACCAACUAUUCCUGACUAUCCAAUAUCAGAACCGUACGAAGGUCCACUGGAAGCUACGAACAAACGAGAAGAUAUCGAAUCUCAGCCAAUUCACAAUAUCGUCACUGUGUAUCACAGUGGCCGAUCCGAUAUUCCUCAAGAGCCAGUCGCACCACCACCAGCUCCAGUCGAAGUUAUUGCAGUUGUUCCUGCAAGAGACAUGUACUACGACUAUCCUACUACGGCAGCCUACGAAGGACCACUGGAGAGCACAACUCGCGUGACAGACAUCGAAGGUCAGCCUCUCACCUAUCAUGUGAGCGUGUACCACAGUGGCAGAUCUGAUGAACCGGCACCUAAACCAGAGAAACCCGAAGAAGAGCCACUCGACAUCGCUGAAGCAGCCAAGGCUCUCGGUGGAAAGAUCAGUGGCUUCUUCAAGAAGGGUCCUGCUCAUCUCGACUAUCCCGUAUCGGAAGUCUACGAGGGACCACUUGACAGCACGAAUCGCGUCACUGACAUUGAAGGUGAACCACUCACCCACCAUGUCACAGUCUACCACAGCGGAAGAUCUGAUGAGCCAGUGCCGAAGCCAGAAGAAGAGCCCAGAAUUGACAUCGCUGAUGCUGCCAAGACCUUCGGUGACAAGAUCACUGGACUGUUCAAGAGAAGACCAACUAUUCCUGACUAUCCAAUAUCAGAACCGUACGAAGGUCCACUGGAAGCUACGAACAAACGAGAAGAUAUCGAAUCUCAGCCAAUUCACAAUAUCGUCACUGUGUAUCACAGUGGCCGAUCCGAUAUUCCUCAAGAGCCAGUCGCACCACCACCAGCUCCAGUCGAAGUUAUUGCAGUUGUUCCUGCAAGAGACAUGUACUACGACUAUCCUACUACGGCAGCCUACGAAGGACCACUGGAGAGCACAACUCGCGUGACAGACAUCGAAGAGAAACCCGAAGAAGAGCCACUCGACAUCGCUGAAGCAGCCAAGGCUCUCGGUGGAAAGAUCAGUGGCUUCUUCAAGAAGGGUCCUGCUCAUCUCGACUAUCCCGUAUCGGAAGUUUACGAGGGACCACUUGACAGCACGAAUCGCGUCACUGACAUUGAAGGUGAACCACUCACCCACCAUGUCACAGUCUACCACAGCGGAAGAUCUGAUGAGCCAGUGCCGAAGCCAGAAGAAGAGCCCAGAAUUGACAUCGCUGAUGCUGCCAAGACCUUCGGUGACAAGAUCACUGGACUGUUCAAGAGAAGACCAACUAUUCCUGACUAUCCAAUAUCAGAACCGUACGAAGGUCCACUGGAAGCUACGAACAAACGAGAAGAUAUCGAAUCUCAGCCAAUUCACAAUAUCGUCACUGUGUAUCACAGUGGCCGAUCCGAUAUUCCUCAAGAGCCAGUCGCACCACCACCAGCUCCAGUCGAAGUUAUUGCAGUUGUUCCUGCAAGAGACAUGUACUACGACUAUCCUACUACGGCAGCCUACGAAGGACCACUGGAGAGCACAACUCGCGUGACAGACAUCGAAGGUGAGCCUCUCACCUAUCAUGUGAGCGUGUACCACAGUGGCAGAUCUGAUGAACCGGCACCUAAACCAGAGAAACCCGAAGAAGAGCCACUCGACAUCGCUGAAGCAGCCAAGGCUCUCGGUGGAAAGAUCAGUGGCUUCUUCAAGAAGGGUCCUGCUCAUCUCGACUAUCCCGUAUCGGAAGUCUACGAGGGACCACUUGACAGCACGAAUCGCGUCACUGACAUUGAAGGUGAACCACUCACCCACCAUGUCACAGUCUACCACAGCGGAAGAUCUGAUGAGCCAGUGCCGAAGCCAGAAGAAGAGCCCAGAAUUGACAUCGCUGAUGCUGCCAAGACCUUCGGUGACAAGAUCACUGGACUGUUCAAGAGAAGACCAACUAUUCCUGACUAUCCAAUAUCAGAACCGUACGAAGGUCCACUGGAAGCUACGAACAAACGAGAAGAUAUCGAAUCUCAGCCAAUUCACAAUAUCGUCACUGUGUAUCACAGUGGCCGAUCCGAUAUUCCUCAAGAGCCAGUCGCACCACCACCAGCUCCAGUCGAAGUUAUUGCAGUUGUUCCUGCAAGAGACAUGUACUACGACUAUCCUACUACGGCAGCCUACGAAGGACCACUGGAGAGCACAACUCGCGUGACAGACAUCGAAGGUGAGCCUCUCACCUAUCAUGUGAGCGUGUACCACAGUGGCAGAUCUGAUGAACCGGCACCUAAACCAGAGAAACCCGAAGAAGAGCCACUCGACAUCGCUGAAGCAGCCAAGGCUCUCGGUGGAAAGAUCAGUGGCUUCUUCAAGAAGGGUCCUGCUCAUCUCGACUAUCCCGUAUCGGAAGUCUACGAGGGACCACUUGACAGCACGAAUCGCGUCACUGACAUUGAAGGUGAACCACUCACCCACCAUGUCACAGUCUACCACAGCGGAAGAUCUGAUGAGCCAGUGCCGAAGCCAGAAGAAGAGCCCAGAAUUGACAUCGCUGAUGCUGCCAAGACCUUCGGUGACAAGAUCACUGGACUGUUCAAGAGAAGACCAACUAUUCCUGACUAUCCAAUAUCAGAACCGUACGAAGGUCCACUGGAAGCUACGAACAAACGAGAAGAUAUCGAAUCUCAGCCAAUUCACAAUAUCGUCACUGUGUAUCACAGUGGCCGAUCCGAUAUUCCUCAAGAGCCAGUCGCACCACCACCAGCUCCAGUCGAAGUUAUUGCAGUUGUUCCUGCAAGAGACAUGUACUACGACUAUCCUACUACGGCAGCCUACGAAGGACCACUGGAGAGCACAACUCGCGUGACAGACAUCGAAGGUGAGCCUCUCACCUAUCAUGUGAGCGUGUACCACAGUGGCAGAUCUGAUGAACCGGCACCUAAACCAGAGAAACCCGAAGAAGAGCCACUCGACAUCGCUGAAGCAGCCAAGGCUCUCGGUGGAAAGAUCAGUGGCUUCUUCAAGAAGGGUCCUGCUCAUCUCGACUAUCCCGUAUCGGAAGUCUACGAGGGACCACUUGACAGCACGAAUCGCGUCACUGACAUUGAAGGUGAACCACUCACCCACCAUGUCACAGUCUACCACAGCGGAAGAUCUGAUGAGCCAGUGCCGAAGCCAGAAGAAGAGCCCAGAAUUGACAUCGCUGAUGCUGCCAAGACCUUCGGUGACAAGAUCACUGGACUGUUCAAGAGAAGACCAACUAUUCCUGACUAUCCAAUAUCAGAACCGUACGAAGGUCCACUGGAAGCUACGAACAAACGAGAAGAUAUCGAAUCUCAGCCAAUUCACAAUAUCGUCACUGUGUAUCACAGUGGCCGAUCCGAUAUUCCUCAAGAGCCAGUCGCACCACCACCAGCUCCAGUCGAAGUUAUUGCAGUUGUUCCUGCAAGAGACAUGUACUACGACUAUCCUACUACGGCAGCCUACGAAGGACCACUGGAGAGCACAACUCGCGUGACAGACAUCGAAGGUGAGCCUCUCACCUAUCAUGUGAGCGUGUACCACAGUGGCAGAUCUGAUGAACCGGCACCUAAACCAGAGAAACCCGAAGAAGAGCCACUCGACAUCGCUGAAGCAGCCAAGGCUCUCGGUGGAAAGAUCAGUGGCUUCUUCAAGAAGGGUCCUGCUCAUCUCGACUAUCCCGUAUCGGAAGUCUACGAGGGACCACUUGACAGCACGAAUCGCGUCACUGACAUUGAAGGUGAACCACUCACCCACCAUGUCACAGUCUACCACAGCGGAAGAUUUGAUGAGCCAGUGCCGAAGCCAGAAGAAGAGCCCAGAAUUGACAUCGCUGAUGCUGCCAAGACCUUCGGUGACAAGAUCACUGGACUGUUCAAGAGAAGACCAACUAUUCCUGACUAUCCAAUAUCAGAACCGUACGAAGGUCCACUGGAAGCUACGAACAAACGAGAAGAUAUCGAAUCUCAGCCAAUUCACAAUAUCGUCACUGUGUAUCACAGUGGCCGAUCCGAUAUUCCUCAAGAGCCAGUCGCACCACCACCAGCUCCAGUCGAAGUUAUUGCAGUUGUUCCUGCAAGAGACAUGUACUACGACUAUCCUACUACGGCAGCCUACGAAGGACCACUGGAGAGCACAACUCGCGUGACAGACAUCGAAGGUGAGCCUCUCACCUAUCAUGUGAGCGUGUACCACAGUGGCAGAUCUGACGAACCGGCACCUAAACCAGAGAAACCCGAAGAAGAGCCACUCGACAUCGCUGAAGCAGCCAAGGCUCUCGGUGGAAAGAUCAGUGGCUUCUUCAAGAAGGGUCCUGCUCAUCUCGACUAUCCCGUAUCGGAAGUUUACGAGGGACCACUUGACAGCACGAAUCGCGUCACUGACAUUGAAGGUGAACCACUCACCCACCAUGUCACAGUCUACCACAGCGGAAGAUCUGAUGAGCCAGUGCCGAAGCCAGAAGAAGAGCCCAGAAUUGACAUCGCUGAUGCUGCCAAGACCUUCGGUGACAAGAUCACUGGACUGUUCAAGAGAAGACCAACUAUUCCUGACUAUCCAAUAUCAGAACCGUACGAAGGUCCACUGGAAGCUACGAACAAACGAGAAGAUAUCGAAUCUCAGCCAAUUCACAAUAUCGUCACUGUGUAUCACAGUGGCCGAUCCGAUAUUCCUCAAGAGCCAGUCGCACCACCACCAGCUCCAGUCGAAGUUAUUGCAGUUGUUCCUGCAAGAGACAUGUACUACGACUAUCCUACUACGGCAGCCUACGAAGGACCACUGGAGAGCACAACUCGCGUGACAGACAUCGAAGGUGAGCCUCUCACCUAUCAUGUGAGCGUGUACCACAGUGGCAGAUCUGAUGAACCGGCACCUAAACCAGACAAACCCGAAGAAGAGCCACUCGACAUCGCUGAAGCAGCCAAGGCUCUCGGUGGAAAGAUCAGUGGCUUCUUCAAGAAGGGUCCUGCUCAUCUCGACUAUCCCGUAUCGGAAGUCUACGAGGGACCACUUGACAGCACGAAUCGCGUCACUGACAUUGAAGGUGAACCACUCACCCACCAUGUCACAGUCUACCACAGCGGAAGAUCUGAUGAGCCAGUGCCGAAGCCAGAAGAAGAGCCCAGAAUUGACAUCGCUGAUGCUGCCAAGACCUUCGGUGACAAGAUCACUGGACUGUUCAAGAGAAGACCAACUAUUCCUGACUAUCCAAUAUCAGAACCGUACGAAGGUCCACUGGAAGCUACGAACAAACGAGAAGAUAUCGAAUCUCAGCCAAUUCACAAUAUCGUCACUGUGUAUCACAGUGGCCGAUCCGAUAUUCCUCAAGAGCCAGUCGCACCACCACCAGCUCCAGUCGAAGUUAUUGCAGUUGUUCCUGCAAGAGACAUGUACUACGACUAUCCUACUACGGCAGCCUACGAAGGACCACUGGAGAGCACAACUCGCGUGACAGACAUCGAAGGUGAGCCUCUCACCUAUCAUGUGAGCGUGUACCACAGUGGCAGAUCUGAUGAACCGGCACCUAAACCAGAGAAACCCGAAGAAGAGCCACUCGACAUCGCUGAAGCAGCCAAGGCUCUCGGUGGAAAGAUCAGUGGCUUCUUCAAGAAGGGUCCUGCUCAUCUCGACUAUCCCGUAUCGGAAGUCUACGAGGGACCACUUGACAGCACGAAUCGCGUCACUGACAUUGAAGGUGAACCACUCACCCACCAUGUCACAGUCUACCACAGCGGAAGAUCUGAUGAGCCAGUGCCGAAGCCAGAAGAAGAGCCCAGAAUUGACAUCGCUGAUGCUGCCAAGACCUUCGGUGACAAGAUCACUGGACUGUUCAAGAGAAGACCAACUAUUCCUGACUAUCCAAUAUCAGAACCGUACGAAGGUCCACUGGAAGCUACGAACAAACGAGAAGAUAUCGAAUCUCAGCCAAUUCACAAUAUCGUCACUGUGUAUCACAGUGGCCGAUCCGAUAUUCCUCAAGAGCCAGUCGCACCACCACCAGCUCCAGUCGAAGUUAUUGCAGUUGUUCCUGCAAGAGACAUGUACUACGACUAUCCUACUACGGCAGCCUACGAAGGACCACUGGAGAGCACAACUCGCGUGACAGACAUCGAAGGUGAGCCUCUCACCUAUCAUGUGAGCGUGUACCACAGUGGCAGAUCUGAUGAACCGGCACCUAAACCAGAGAAACCCGAAGAAGAGCCACUCGACAUCGCUGAAGCAGCCAAGGCUCUCGGUGGAAAGAUCAGUGGCUUCUUCAAGAAGGGUCCUGCUCAUCUCGACUAUCCCGUAUCGGAAGUCUACGAGGGACCACUUGACAGCACGAAUCGCGUCACUGACAUUGAAGGUGAACCACUCACCCACCAUGUCACAGUCUACCACAGCGGAAGAUCUGAUGAGCCAGUGCCGAAGCCAGAAGAAGAGCCCAGAAUUGACAUCGCUGAUGCUGCCAAGACCUUCGGUGACAAGAUCACUGGACUGUUCAAGAGAAGACCAACUAUUCCUGACUAUCCAAUAUCAGAACCGUACGAAGGUCCACUGGAAGCUACGAACAAACGAGAAGAUAUCGAAUCUCAGCCAAUUCACAAUAUCGUCACUGUGUAUCACAGUGGCCGAUCCGAUAUUCCUCAAGAGCCAGUCGCACCACCACCAGCUCCAGUCGAAGUUAUUGCAGUUGUUCCUGCAAGAGACAUGUACUACGACUAUCCUACUACGGCAGCCUACGAAGGACCACUGGAGAGCACAACUCGCGUGACAGACAUCGAAGGUGAGCCUCUCACCUAUCAUGUGAGCGUGUACCACAGUGGCAGAUCUGAUGAACCGGCACCUAAACCAGAGAAACCCGAAGAAGAGCCACUCGACAUCGCUGAAGCAGCCAAGGCUCUCGGUGGAAAGAUCAGUGGCUUCUUCAAGAAGGGUCCUGCUCAUCUCGACUAUCCCGUAUCGGAAGUCUACGAGGGACCACUUGACAGCACGAAUCGCGUCACUGACAUUGAAGGUGAACCACUCACCCACCAUGUCACAGUCUACCACAGCGGAAGAUCUGAUGAGCCAGUGCCGAAGCCAGAAGAAGAGCCCAGAAUUGACAUCGCUGAUGCUGCCAAGACCUUCGGUGACAAGAUCACUGGACUGUUCAAGAGAAGACCAACUAUUCCUGACUAUCCAAUAUCAGAACCGUACGAAGGUCCACUGGAAGCUACGAACAAACGAGAAGAUAUCGAAUCUCAGCCAAUUCACAAUAUCGUCACUGUGUAUCACAGUGGCCGAUCCGAUAUUCCUCAAGAGCCAGUCGCACCACCACCAGCUCCAGUCGAAGUUAUUGCAGUUGUUCCUGCAAGAGACAUGUACUACGACUAUCCUACUACGGCAGCCUACGAAGGACCACUGGAGAGCACAACUCGCGUGACAGACAUCGAAGGUGAGCCUCUCACCUAUCAUGUGAGCGUGUACCACAGUGGCAGAUCUGAUGAACCGGCACCUAAACCAGAGAAACCCGAAGAAGAGCCACUCGACAUCGCUGAAGCAGCCAAGGCUCUCGGUGGAAAGAUCAGUGGCUUCUUCAAGAAGGGUCCUGCUCAUCUCGACUAUCCCGUAUCGGAAGUCUACGAGGGACCACUUGACAGCACGAAUCGCGUCACUGACAUUGAAGGUGAACCACUCACCCACCAUGUCACAGUCUACCACAGCGGAAGAUCUGAUGAGCCAGUGCCGAAGCCAGAAGAAGAGCCCAGAAUUGACAUCGCUGAUGCUGCCAAGACCUUCGGUGACAAGAUCACUGGACUGUUCAAGAGAAGACCAACUAUUCCUGACUAUCCAAUAUCAGAACCGUACGAAGGUCCACUGGAAGCUACGAACAAACGAGAAGAUAUCGAAUCUCAGCCAAUUCACAAUAUCGUCACUGUGUAUCACAGUGGCCGAUCCGAUAUUCCUCAAGAGCCAGUCGCACCACCACCAGCUCCAGUCGAAGUUAUUGCAGUUGUUCCUGCAAGAGACAUGUACUACGACUAUCCUACUACGGCAGCCUACGAAGGACCACUGGAGAGCACAACUCGCGUGACAGACAUCGAAGGUGAGCCUCUCACCUAUCAUGUGAGCGUGUACCACAGUGGCAGAUCUGAUGAACCGGCACCUAAACCAGAGAAACCCGAAGAAGAGCCACUCGACAUCGCUGAAGCAGCCAAGGCUCUCGGUGGAAAGAUCAGUGGCUUCUUCAAGAAGGGUCCUGCUCAUCUCGACUAUCCCGUAUCGGAAGUCUACGAGGGACCACUUGACAGCACGAAUCGCGUCACUGACAUUGAAGGUGAACCACUCACCCACCAUGUCACAGUCUACCACAGCGGAAGAUCUGAUGAGCCAGUGCCGAAGCCAGAAGAAGAGCCCAGAAUUGACAUCGCUGAUGCUGCCAAGACCUUCGGUGACAAGAUCACUGGACUGUUCAAGAGAAGACCAACUAUUCCUGACUAUCCAAUAUCAGAACCGUACGAAGGUCCACUGGAAGCUACGAACAAACGAGAAGAUAUCGAAUCUCAGCCAAUUCACAAUAUCGUCACUGUGUAUCACAGUGGCCGAUCCGAUAUUCCUCAAGAGCCAGUCGCACCACCACCAGCUCCAGUCGAAGUUAUUGCAGUUGUUCCUGCAAGAGACAUGUACUACGACUAUCCUACUACGGCAGCCUACGAAGGACCACUGGAGAGCACAACUCGCGUGACAGACAUCGAAGGUGAGCCUCUCACCUAUCAUGUGAGCGUGUACCACAGUGGCAGAUCUGAUGAACCGGCACCUAAACCAGAGAAACCCGAAGAAGAGCCACUCGACAUCGCUGAAGCAGCCAAGGCUCUCGGUGGAAAGAUCAGUGGAUUCUUCAAGAAGGGUCCUGCUCAUCUCGACUAUCCCGUAUCGGAAGUCUACGAGGGACCACUUGACAGCACGAAUCGCGUCACUGACAUUGAAGGUGAACCACUCACCCACCAUGUCACAGUCUACCACAGCGGAAGAUCUGAUGAGCCAGUGCCGAAGCCAGAAGAAGAGCCCAGAAUUGACAUCGCUGAUGCUGCCAAGACCUUCGGUGACAAGAUCACUGGACUGUUCAAGAGAAGACCAACUAUUCCUGACUAUCCAAUAUCAGAACCGUACGAAGGUCCACUGGAAGCUACGAACAAACGAGAAGAUAUCGAAUCUCAGCCAAUUCACAAUAUCGUCACUGUGUAUCACAGUGGCCGAUCCGAUAUUCCUCAAGAGCCAGUCGCACCACCACCAGCUCCAGUCGAAGUUAUUGCAGUUGUUCCUGCAAGAGACAUGUACUACGACUAUCCUACUACGGCAGCCUACGAAGGACCACUGGAGAGCACAACUCGCGUGACAGACAUCGAAGGUGAGCCUCUCACCUAUCAUGUGAGCGUGUACCACAGUGGCAGAUCUGAUGAACCGGCACCUAAACCAGAGAAACCCGAAGAAGAGCCACUCGACAUCGCUGAAGCAGCCAAGGCUCUCGGUGGAAAGAUCAGUGGCUUCUUCAAGAAGGGUCCUGCUCAUCUCGACUAUCCCGUAUCGGAAGUCUACGAGGGACCACUUGACAGCACGAAUCGCGUCACUGACAUUGAAGGUGAACCACUCACCCACCAUGUCACAGUCUACCACAGCGGAAGAUCUGAUGAGCCAGUGCCGAAGCCAGAAGAAGAGCCCAGAAUUGACAUCGCUGAUGCUGCCAAGACCUUCGGUGACAAGAUCACUGGACUGUUCAAGAGAAGACCAACUAUUCCUGACUAUCCAAUAUCAGAACCGUACGAAGGUCCACUGGAAGCUACGAACAAACGAGAAGAGAUCGAAUCUCAGCCAAUUCACAAUAUCGUCACUGUGUAUCACAGUGGCCGAUCCGAUAUUCCUCAAGAGCCAGUCGCACCACCACCAGCUCCAGUCGAAGUUAUUGCAGUUGUUCCUGCAAGAGACAUGUACUACGACUAUCCUACUACGGCAGCCUACGAAGGACCACUGGAGAGCACAACUCGCGUGACAGACAUCGAAGGUGAGCCUCUCACCUAUCAUGUGAGCGUGUACCACAGUGGCAGAUCUGAUGAACCGGCACCUAAACCAGAGAAACCCGAAGAAGAGCCACUCGACAUCGCUGAAGCAGCCAAGGCUCUCGGUGGAAAGAUCAGUGGCUUCUUCAAGAAGGGUCCUGCUCAUCUCGACUAUCCCGUAUCGGAAGUCUACGAGGGACCACUUGACAGCACGAAUCGCGUCACUGACAUUGAAGGUGAACCACUCACCCACCAUGUCACAGUCUACCACAGCGGAAGAUCUGAUGAGCCAGUGCCGAAGCCAGAAGAAGAGCCCAGAAUUGACAUCGCUGAUGCUGCCAAGACCUUCGGUGACAAGAUCACUGGACUGUUCAAGAGAAGACCAACUAUUCCUGACUAUCCAAUAUCAGAACCGUACGAAGGUCCACUGGAAGCUACGAACAAACGAGAAGAUAUCGAAUCUCAGCCAAUUCACAAUAUCGUCACUGUGUAUCACAGUGGCCGAUCCGAUAUUCCUCAAGAGCCAGACGCACCACCACCAGCUCCAGUCGAAGUUAUUGCAGUUGUUCCUGCAAGAGACAUGUACUACGACUAUCCUACUACGGCAGCCUACGAAGGACCACUGGAGAGCACAACUCGCGUGACAGACAUCGAAGGUGAGCCUCUCACCUAUCAUGUGAGCGUGUACCACAGUGGCAGAUCUGAUGAACCGGCACCUAAACCAGAGAAACCCGAAGAAGAGCCACUCGACAUCGCUGAAGCAGCCAAGGCUCUCGGUGGAAAGAUCAGUGGCUUCUUCAAGAAGGGUCCUGCUCAUCUCGACUAUCCCGUAUCGGAAGUCUACGAGGGACCACUUGACAGCACGAAUCGCGUCACUGACAUUGAAGGUGAACCACUCACCCACCAUGUCACAGUCUACCACAGCGGAAGAUCUGAUGAGCCAGUGCCGAAGCCAGAAGAAGAGCCCAGAAUUGACAUCGCUGAUGCUGCCAAGACCUUCGGUGACAAGAUCACUGGACUGUUCAAGAGAAGACCAACUAUUCCUGACUAUCCAAUAUCAGAACCGUACGAAGGUCCACUGGAAGCUACGAACAAACGAGAAGAUAUCGAAUCUCAGCCAAUUCACAAUAUCGUCACUGUGUAUCACAGUGGCCGAUCCGAUAUUCCUCAAGAGCCAGUCGCACCACCACCAGCUCCAGUCGAAGUUAUUGCAGUUGUUCCUGCAAGAGACAUGUACUACGACUAUCCUACUACGGCAGCCUACGAAGGACCACUGGAGAGCACAACUCGCGUGACAGACAUCGAAGGUGAGCCUCUCACCUAUCAUGUGAGCGUGUACCACAGUGGCAGAUCUGAUGAACCGGCACCUAAACCAGAGAAACCCGAAGAAGAGCCACUCGACAUCGCUGAAGCAGCCAAGGCUCUCGGUGGAAAGAUCAGUGGCUUCUUCAAGAAGGGUCCUGCUCAUCUCGACUAUCCCGUAUCGGAAGUCUACGAGGGACCACUUGACAGCACGAAUCGCGUCACUGACAUUGAAGGUGAACCACUCACCCACCAUGUCACAGUCUACCACAGCGGAAGAUCUGAUGAGCCAGUGCCGAAGCCAGAAGAAGAGCCCAGAAUUGACAUCGCUGAUGCUGCCAAGACCUUCGGUGACAAGAUCACUGGACUGUUCAAGAGAAGACCAACUAUUCCUGACUAUCCAAUAUCAGAACCGUACGAAGGUCCACUGGAAGCUACGAACAAACGAGAAGAUAUCGAAUCUCAGCCAAUUCACAAUAUCGUCACUGUGUAUCACAGUGGCCGAUCCGAUAUUCCUCAAGAGCCAGUCGCACCACCACCAGCUCCAGUCGAAGUUAUUGCAGUUGUUCCUGCAAGAGACAUGUACUACGACUAUCCUACUACGGCAGCCUACGAAGGACCACUGGAGAGCACAACUCGCGUGACAGACAUCGAAGGUGAGCCUCUCACCUAUCAUGUGAGCGUGUACCACAGUGGCAGAUCUGAUGAACCGGCACCUAAACCAGAGAAACCCGAAGAAGAGCCACUCGACAUCGCUGAAGCAGCCAAGGCUCUCGGUGGAAAGAUCAGUGGAUUCUUCAAGAAGGGUCCUGCUCAUCUCGACUAUCCCGUAUCGGAAGUCUACGAGGGACCACUUGACAGCACGAAUCGCGUCACUGACAUUGAAGGUGAACCACUCACCCACCAUGUCACAGUCUACCACAGCGGAAGAUCUGAUGAGCCAGUGCCGAAGCCAGAAGAAGAGCCCAGAAUUGACAUCGCUGAUGCUGCCAAGACCUUCGGUGACAAGAUCACUGGACUGUUCAAGAGAAGACCAACUAUUCCUGACUAUCCAAUAUCAGAACCGUACGAAGGUCCACUGGAAGCUACGAACAAACGAGAAGAUAUCGAAUCUCAGCCAAUUCACAAUAUCGUCACUGUGUAUCACAGUGGCCGAUCCGAUAUUCCUCAAGAGCCAGUCGCACCACCACCAGCUCCAGUCGAAGUUAUUGCAGUUGUUCCUGCAAGAGACAUGUACUACGACUAUCCUACUACGGCAGCCUACGAAGGACCACUGGAGAGCACAACUCGCGUGACAGACAUCGAAGGUGAGCCUCUCACCUAUCAUGUGAGCGUGUACCACAGUGGCAGAUCUGAUGAACCGGCACCUAAACCAGAGAAACCCGAAGAAGAGCCACUCGACAUCGCUGAAGCAGCCAAGGCUCUCGGUGGAAAGAUCAGUGGCUUCUUCAAGAAGGGUCCUGCUCAUCUCGACUAUCCCGUAUCGGAAGUCUACGAGGGACCACUUGACAGCACGAAUCGCGUCACUGACAUUGAAGGUGAACCACUCACCCACCAUGUCACAGUCUACCACAGCGGAAGAUCUGAUGAGCCAGUGCCGAAGCCAGAAGAAGAGCCCAGAAUUGACAUCGCUGAUGCUGCCAAGACCUUCGGUGACAAGAUCACUGGACUGUUCAAGAGAAGACCAACUAUUCCUGACUAUCCAAUAUCAGAACCGUACGAAGGUCCACUGGAAGCUACGAACAAACGAGAAGAUAUCGAAUCUCAGCCAAUUCACAAUAUCGUCACUGUGUAUCACAGUGGCCGAUCCGAUAUUCCUCAAGAGCCAGUCGCACCACCACCAGCUCCAGUCGAAGUUAUUGCAGUUGUUCCUGCAAGAGACAUGUACUACGACUAUCCUACUACGGCAGCCUACGAAGGACCACUGGAGAGCACAACUCGCGUGACAGACAUCGAAGGUGAGCCUCUCACCUAUCAUGUGAGCGUGUACCACAGUGGCAGAUCUGAUGAACCGGCACCUAAACCAGAGAAACCCGAAGAAGAGCCACUCGACAUCGCUGAAGCAGCCAAGGCUCUCGGUGGAAAGAUCAGUGGCUUCUUCAAGAAGGGUCCUGCUCAUCUCGACUAUCCCGUAUCGGAAGUCUACGAGGGACCACUUGACAGCACGAAUCGCGUCACUGACAUUGAAGGUGAACCACUCACCCACCAUGUCACAGUCUACCACAGCGGAAGAUCUGAUGAGCCAGUGCCGAAGCCAGAAGAAGAGCCCAGAAUUGACAUCGCUGAUGCUGCCAAGACCUUCGGUGACAAGAUCACUGGACUGUUCAAGAGAAGACCAACUAUUCCUGACUAUCCAAUAUCAGAACCGUACGAAGGUCCACUGGAAGCUACGAACAAACGAGAAGAUAUCGAAUCUCAGCCAAUUCACAAUAUCGUCACUGUGUAUCACAGUGGCCGAUCCGAUAUUCCUCAAGAGCCAGUCGCACCACCACCAGCUCCAGUCGAAGUUAUUGCAGUUGUUCCUGCAAGAGACAUGUACUACGACUAUCCUACUACGGCAGCCUACGAAGGACCACUGGAGAGCACAACUCGCGUGACAGACAUCGAAGGUGAGCCUCUCACCUAUCAUGUGAGCGUGUACCACAGUGGCAGAUCUGACGAACCGGCACCUAAACCAGAGAAACCCGAAGAAGAGCCACUCGGCAUCGCUGAAGCAGCCAAGGCUCUCGGUGGAAAGAUCAGUGGAUUCUUCAAGAAGGGUCCUGCUCAUCUCGACUAUCCCGUAUCGGAAGUCUACGAGGGACCACUCUAUAAGACAGAUCGAUCUAGUGAAUUGUUAACUCAACCCCUCAGUCACCAUGUGAGUGUUUACCAUAGCGGUUUCUCAGAUGGUUACUCAAGAACCUUGGAGGAGACUCAAGUUAGAAGGGAAUCAAAGACGAGAACUUACAGUGAAGUCGGUGCUCUAUGGAAGCAGCCAUCACUAGAAACAUACCAGCCAAGUGUAGAAAAACAAAUAGAUGAUGGUCGUGGUAAAGUCGACCUCGAUAUUCAGCUAAAAGUAAAAUCCCAAGAUGUACAAAAGGACGCCAAACUUUUUGAAAACGGUCAAGCAAAAGUAAAUGAGGAGCUUCCGGUAUUUUUGAGCGCGGACACCCUGGAGAGAGAUCAAAAACCCGUCGGCUUUUCUGUUUCAAUUAGCGCUCGACAACCAGAUGACCGCACAACUUCUGAGCUAUUCUCUUCUCUUUCGAGAGAAUCGUCGUCGGAUAAGCGGUACUACCUACGAGAUCAAUCGACUAGGAAUGAGCGCAGCUCCAAACAUCGGCUCUCUCCCCAUACCUGGACAACAGUCAAAGAGCGUACGGAAGUGACUUAUGUGCGUAAACUUCACAUAGAACGAUCACUGAGUCCAAGAGCUCGUUCACCACCACGGUCUGGCACAAUCAAAAGAGUCCCAUAUCAGCCGGCAGCUGCAACUGCCGCACAGGAACGUGGUUACUCCUGCCGAUCUAGCAACUUCGAUGAGCGAGUUUUGGUCCAUCAUCCUAUCUACCCACCGAACCAAUCCUUGUAUCGCAAUGGAGGUACAUAUGGUAACGGCGAAUCACGCAACGGACGUUCUCGAACGUAUAGCCCGGUGCGUGAGGUUGCCGCUUUUGACCGAACGGAAUGGAUUGAAAAGCAUCCCAGUUACAUACCGCCAAAUCGCCGAGCUGAUGAGAUUUUCACCGUGGGCACUCCAUUUAUCAUGGGUCAUGUGGAACGUGAUGAUAACGGUUGCGCCUAUCUGAGAUACCAAAGCAGUGGGCUACAGGAGCGUCCCCCGUUGAAAGACCGCAUAGAAGACUUACCAAUGAUCGAAGAGGGAGCCAUUGAAUGUCGCCGUGCUACAAUAAGGGCCGGACUGCGUGAUAUGGACACUGUGGGCUUGGUUCAAGAUGAGGAGGAACUCGAGCGACGACGACGUCCACUACGCCGAGCACGUCAACGCAUGCGCAACUACUGCACUAUGCUUUGA
Cylicocyclus nassatus is the source of this 79776-nucleotide messenger RNA. The record is from the annotation of a GenBank genome assembly. NCBI's taxonomy places the organism in Eukaryota, Metazoa, Nematoda, Chromadorea, Rhabditida, Strongylidae.